This is a messenger RNA of Pelobates cultripes (western spadefoot toad), 45618 nucleotides long. The record is from the annotation of a GenBank genome assembly. Lineage: Eukaryota; Metazoa; Chordata; Amphibia; Anura; Pelobatidae.
AUGCAGCUGGGAGAGAAGGAGGAGGGAGGAGAGAGAGCUCUGCAACUUCAGACUCCCAUCAGGAUCAGCCAGCCUCAGGAAGUCACCUCCCUGCAAAGAAAAAGGUAUUUAAGCAGAGAGGAGGGUGCUUAACAUUAUGGAAGCUGCAAUUUGUGUGUGUGUCAGUGUGUAUGUUUAGGUAUGGGGACAUCUGUGUGUGUCAGUGUGUAUCUGUGAGUGUCAGUGUGUAUCUGUGAGUGUCAGUGUGCAUCUGUGAGUGUCAGUGUGCAUCUGUGAGUGUCAGUGUGUAUCGGAGUGUCAGUGUGUGCAUCUGUGAGUGUUAAUGUGUAUCUGUGAGUAUAUAUGCGUGUGUAUCUGUGUGUACCACAGACAACGUAAUCCACUGCACUCAGGUUCCGCUUUUCACUCCGGCCCACAGCCUCAGAGGUGCUCUGCAUUACAUAGACACUGCUAAUCCGUCCAACAAUACAAGGUAAUAGAAUAUACAGGCAACACCCCAGGUACUAAAGGUGUAUUUAUUGGAAGGUAGAACACCACAUAAAAGUGCAACUUUUCAGCCCUAGAGGGACUUAAACAUGAUUAAGGCCCCCCAAGGGCCGAAACGUCGCACGUGCACUUUUAAGUUGUUCUACCCUCCAAUAAGUACACCUUCAGUACAUGGAGUUUUGCCUGUAUAUUCUAUUACCUUGUAUCUGUGUGUGUGUGAAGGUAUGUGUGUCAUUUUGUGUAUGUGUAGGGAUAUGUGUGUGUGUGUGUGUGUGUGGGUGCGCGUAUGCGCCAGUGUGCAUGUGUAGGUAUGUGUGUAUCUAUGUGCCAGUGUGUUUAUGUGCAGGUAUGUGUGUGUGUGUGUGUGAGUAUCUGUGUGUGUAGGUAUGUGUGUGUGUGUGCCUGUGUAGGUAUAGGUUUUUAUCUGUGGGUGUGCCAGUGUAUGUGUCUGAAGGUAUGUUUGUAUCUGUGUGUAUGUGUCAGUGUGUUAUUGUGUUUCCAUAUUACGGUGUGGCCGCAUAUGUGUACAGCCUCCUAUCCCCUAAACUUUUCACCCCGCUCUAGCCCACUUAAGUGCCCCUCCCGAGAUUUGGUUCUGGAUCCGCCCCUGACUGUCAGUGGCUGAGCUGUGAGCAUAUCUUUGAUGAGGAAGUAUUUUUCUGAAGUGAGUGGGUGUGGCUAAAGAGGCAGGCUUAUGAUGUGGCAUUCUGACAUUUUUUGUUUCUUAUACAAAAACUAUAAAGAUUUCAGCAUGCAAAAAAAAUACAGCGUACGAAUGAGGCCAAUAUCAAAUACAUUAAAGUUAUGCUGGUGCACAGACUGUCCCUUUAAGGUCAAAACAUUGCCAGGUCAGAGUCUACAAAAUCGUAAGAAUCAAUUGACAUUCUUAUAUCCAAAAUGUGCAACCAAUCAAUGUGUGCAGUGCCAAAUCUACAUAAAAGGACAAAUACUUCCUAUGGCUGGGAGAUGUUCCUGUAACUUUAAAACAAAUUACAAAUAAAUUACAAAAUAGGGGAUAAGACUAAAAAAAACCAAGAGAAAAAUACAUAGUGCCUAACUGUGUAACGCCAUAUAAUAUGGACUUCCAAAUGGUCACUCAAAUAUAGAGCUUUUCAGAAAUCCUCUGACAGAGAGAGAUGUUAUGUGGCAGGACAUUAGAUGUUCACUAUAUGUAGUAAAUAGCUAGUAGUUUCCAUUAUAGCUGAAGGCAAGAACGAAUGUGAAUAAAAUUAUAAAAAUACAAAAUAUUUAUUCACUUACAUUUCAGUAUAAAAGCAGCAUAUCUAGCGGUGUUCCUUAAAGGACCACUCUAGGCACCCAGACCACUUCAGCUUAAUUUAGUGGUCUGGGUGCCAGGUCCAGCUAGGGUUAACCCUUUUUUUAAUAAACAUAGCAGUUUCAGAGAAACUGCUAUGUUUAUAAAUGGGUUAAUCCAGCCCUCAAAUCCUCUAGUGGCUGUCUCAUUGACAGCCGCUAGAGGCGCUUGCGUGCUUCUCACUGUGAAAAUCAGUGAGAACACGCAAGCGUCCAUAGGAAAGCAUUAUGAAUGCUUUCCUAUGAGACCGGCUGGAUGCGCGCGCAGCUCUUGCCGCGCGUGCGCAUUCAGCCGAAAGGGAAGAUUGGAGGUGGAGAGGAGGAGGAGAGCUCCCCGCCCGACGCUGGAAAAAAAGGUAAGUUUUAACCCUUUCCUCUCCACAGAGCCGGGCGGGAGGGGGUACCCUCAGGGCACUAUAGUGCCAGGAAAACGAGUAUGUUUUCCUGGCACUAUAGUGGUCCUUUAAUCUGUAUUUUGUAUAAAUGUUGGUCUCUAUGGCAGCACCGCUACUGAGAAGUGAAUGUUCAUAGUGUUCCCCCUCCGAUUCCCUUUUUUCUGUGCAUGUUUAGAAUCCAGUCCAGAUUCUUUUCGGAUUUAGCCCCCACCCCUCCACUCACCAUUUUGGAGCUGACCAGAUGAAAGCAUACAUUUGAGGAGAGUCUCUGAAAGCAGUUAGUAUGUUAAUCUACCAUGUUAAAAUAAGUGUAGGACUCACCGAUAUUGGGGUACUCCGACACAGUGGUGGGUUUAACACGAUAUGUGCAUAUGGUGUAACUGAAUCCCAAUAUUUAUUUGCCAAGAUAGGUGAUUUUAAUUAGCCCUGUAAAAUGUAAGGCAUUUUAUGUGUAUCUACUGCAGUACCACUAAUGAGGAAUGCAUGUUCCUGCUGUGCCCCCCACCCCACCAUUCCAUUACAGAGGGUUAAGCACCAUGACUACUUAAUUGAUUUGAAGUGGUCAUGGUGCCUGGUGUCAGUAUGUUCAGAAUUAGAAUGGGUUUAUUAAUUAGUCAUUCUAUAAUUGAGGAGGUGUUCAGCUAAUUAAGCAAGCUAGCCCCUUAUUGCUGUGCUGCUGCAGAUUGACAGGGUGGGGCUGUCUUUUCAUAAUACAGAGUUUCCCUAACCAGUAUCUGACAUACUUGUUUUGGGGGAUUCCAACUCUCAUAACGCCUACACUGUCAGUGUAAAAGCCAAAACUUGACACUUCAGCCACUGUUUGCGGUCACCCACAGCCAAUACUGCUCUACCAAAAUGAGGAUAGACAAUACCUGGCAUGGCACAGACUGAUGACACUAACUCCUAUAACCAUGAGGCAUCCUGCCAUGUGCUUUUGGAUUGUUAUCCAAUAUAUAGUAUAAUAUAGAGACUCUGGCACGCCACCUGCUGGUGACCAACACAUAUUACCUUCAGCCAGCCUGCCAAUACAUUUAGGAUUACUGUUUACAUAAAUAGCUGCCUUAGACAAACACAUGUUACCACAAGCCAGCAGACAACUAAAUGCCAAUUACUAUCCUAUAUAAAUCAGGAUAUGCAAGCUCUGCCACUUCAGUUGCUCUUUAUAGCCUUAGGCAGUCCACCAGUUUAUUUUGGAUCACUGUCCUGUAUACAUCAUUAGACAAUCCCUGGCACUCCAUUUGUCCAGCCUGAAAAUGUUUUCUGGGAUUGCUACUUUAUAUCAAUACCAAUCCCUGGCGUCAUACAUACCGGGGACUAACUCCUAUUAUCCUCAGCAGACAGAUUCAUUUUAAUAACUGUCCAAUAUGUGGAUAGACAUAUCCAGCGACUCAAUCUAUGGUGCCUGACCAAUCGAUUAGUAUAACUGCCACGCAGACUCCAUCUGCUGGUCACUCCAAUUCCUAUUGAUCUCAGCCAGCCAGAUCCAGUCACCCUCAUCCUGGUUCUGGGAAUGCAACUGAAGAUGUGCUAGAUACAGAGAGCAGCGGAGUACAGAAAAAUAGAGCACACAUCAUAUAGAACCCCAAAUACAGCACCCCACAAGUACAGCAGAGCUCACUAGAAUACAGCAGAGCAGAGUACAGCAGAGCACACUACAGCAGAGCUCACUAGAAUACAGCAGAGCAGAGUACAGCAGAGCACACUAGAAUACAGCAGAGCAGAGUACAGCAGAGCACACUACAGCAGAGCUCACCAGAAUACAGCAGAGCAGAGUACAGCAGAGCACACUAGAAUACAGCAGAGCAGAGUACAGCAGAGCUCACUAGAAUACCGCAGAGCACACUAGAAUACAGCAGAGCAGAGUACAGCAGAGCUCACUACAGCAGAACAGUGUACAGCAGAGCACACUAAAACACAACAAAGCAGAGUACAGCAUCGCAGAGCAGGAACAGGACUGGCAGCAUCGCAGAACCAGGACUGUGAGCAGGACCAGGGCUGGCAGCAGAGCAGAGCAGGGCUGGCAGCAGAGCAGAGCAGGACCAGGGCUGGCAGCAGAGCAGAGCAGGACCAGGGCUGGCAGCAGAGCAGGACCAGGGCUGACAGCAGAGCAGAGCAGAGCAGGACCAGGGCUGGCAGCAGAGCAGGACCAGGGCUGGCAGCAGAGCAGAGCAGGACCAGGACUGGCAGCAGAGCAGAGCAGGACCAGGACUGGCAGCAGAGCAGAGCAGGACCAGGACUGGCAGCAGAGCAGAGCAGGACCAGGGCUGGCAGCAGAGCAGAGCAGGACCAGGGCUGGCAGCAGAGCAGAGCAGGACCAGGGCUGGCAGCAGAGCAGAGCAGGACCAGGACUGGCAGCAGAGCAGAGCAGGACCAGGACUGGCAGCAGAGCAGGACCAGGGCUGGCAGCAGAGCAGAGCAGGACCAGGGCUGGCAGCAGAGCAGGACCAGGACUGGCAGCAGAGCAGGGCUGGGAGCAGAGCUGGACCAGGGCUGGCAGCAGAGCAGAGCAGGACCAGGACUGGCAGCAGAGCAGGGCUGGCAGCAGAGCAGGACCAGGGCUGGCAGCAGAGCAGAGCAGGACCAGGGCUGGCAGCAGAGCAGGACCAGGACUGGCAGCAGAGCAGGGCUGGGAGCAGAGCAGGAGGACCAGGGCUGGAGCAGAGCAGGACCAGGACUGGCAGCAGAGCAGGGCUGGGAGCAGAGACCAGGGCUGGCAGCAGAGCAGAGCAGGACCAGGACUGGCAGCAGAGCAGGGCUGGGAGCAGAGCUGGACCAGGGCUGGCAGCAGAGCAGAGCAGGACCAGGACUGGCAGCAGAGCAGGGCUGGGAGCAGAGCAGGACCAGGGCUGGCAGCAGAGUGGGAGCAGAGCAGGACCAGGGCUGGCAGCAGAGCAGGCAGGAGCCCCAGCUGAGCUAUUGAUAAGCAGGAGCCUCCCAGUGUGAUGAUGACACAGCUGUCCACGGGGGCCACAGAGCCCCUGUGAGCAGCUAACAGGGCGGAGCGAAGCCCUCUGUGUUUAACUUGUCUCCUCCAAUCCACGUGGCUCUCUCAGUCCUAUAUCUCAGGCAGAGAGAGCAGCCAGGGAGGGCAGAGCAGUGGGUACAGUGUGGGCACAGGGAAGGCAGAGCAGCGGGCACAGUGUGGGUAUAGGGAGGGCAGAGCAGCGGGCACAGUGUGGGUAUAGGGAGGGCAGAGCAGCGGGCACAGUGUGGGUAUUGGGAGGGCAGAGCAGCGGGCACAGUGUGGGCAGAGCAGCGGGCACAGUGUGGGUAUAGGGAGGGCAGAGCAGCGGGCACAGUGUGGGCAGAGCAGCGGGCAGAGUGUGGUUAUAGGGAGGGCAGAGCAGCGGGCACAGUUUGAGUGGAUUCUCUCUGCGCUGGAUGCAGGAGGCGGUCUGCUUUGUACAUCCCGCUGGUAAGUUCUCUCUUUGCAGUUUACGGUGUUGUUGCUGUCUGUGAAGGGGAGGGGGCCAGCAAUGUGGGUGGGUGGCAGUCAGGGUACAGACUGGGUAUGGGAUAGAGCUGGAGGCAAUUCGUCUAUAGGCAUGAGGGCAUUCAUUGUGUGAUGGGGCAGAGAGGCUGGCAAGUAUAUAGAUGGCAGCACAGCUUGAGGAUUCAGCUGGGAAUAGGGCAAUCAGGGUAGUAAGAUUUGAAUAGGGCAAUCAGGGUAGUAAGAAGUGAAUAGGGCAAUCAGGGUAGUAAGAAGUGAAUAGGGCAAUCAGGGUAGUAAGAUGUGAAUAGGGCAAUCAGGGUAGUAAGAAGUGAAUAGGGCAAUCAGGGUGUCCAGCUGGGCAUGGAGUAAGGUGCUGGGUAUUCGGCGAGUAAGAAUGGGUAAACGGGUACAUACCCAUACUCAUGGAAAGGUUGUGAGGCAGAUUGACAAACUGGAUAGAUCGCAAGUACCAAGCAUACUUGUCAAGAAACGAUGGGAGGCUGGCUGAGGGUGUAGCAUGUACAAAGACUCAGGAUGGUUGGUUGAGGGUUUAAGAUGGGCACAGUACCCAGGAAGGCUGGUUGAGGGUGUAAGAUGGGCACAGUACCCAGGAAGGCUGGCUGACUGUGUACGAUGGGCACAGUACACCAGAAAGGCUGGCUGAGGGUGUAGCAUGUACAAAGACUCAGGAUGGUUGGUUGAGGGUUUAAGAUGGGCACAGUACCCAGGAAGGCUGGUUGAGGGUGUAAGAUGGGCACAGUACCCAGGAAGGCUGGCUGACUGUGUACGAUGGGCACAGUACACCAGAAAGGCUGGCUGAGGGUGUAAAAUGGGCAGAUUACCCAGGAAGGCUGGCUGAGGGUGUAAAAUGGGCAGAUUACCCAGGAAGGCUGUCUGAGGGUGUAAAAUGGGCAGAUUACCCAGGAAGGCUGGCUGUGGGUGUAAAAUGGGCAGAUUACCCAGGAAGGCUGGCUGUGGGUGUAAAAUGGGCAGAUUACCCAGGAAGGCUGUCUGAGGGUGUAAAAUGGGCAGAUUACCCAGGAAGGCUGGCUGAGGGUUUAAGAUGGGCAGAGUACCCAGAAAGGCUGGCUGAGGGUGUAAGAUGGGCACAGUACCCAGGAAUGCUGGCUGAGGGUGUAAGAUGGGCACAGUACCCCAGAAAGGCUGGCUGAGGGUGUAAGAUGGGCACAGUACCCCAGAAAGGCUGGCUGAGGGUGUAAAAUGGGCAGAUUACCCAGAAAGGCUGGCUGAGGGUACUGCUAGGCAGUAUGAGUUUGUCUGAAACCAGAAAGGGUCACUAUAUGUUGAGUGUGGAAGGUAAAUAACACCAUUAGGAAAUAUUGUAAUCGUGUAUGCUUUGGUCAUCCCCUACCUUUAACUGGCUCAGUCUGGGGAAACAUUUUUUAAAGGUUUCCUUUCUAUCUGGAAGCAAUUUCCCCUAAACCGAGUCUGAUUGCAGGAGGUGGGGGAAGGUUUCAUUGUUUCCAACUUGUAAAUAAACUGUUCACUCCUAUAUCGUGUCUACCAGGGCACACUUCAGUUAGAACAUUGCUUUAUAAGGACAUUACAAGGACUGGUUUAGGGGUUAAACCAGGGGUGGCCAAAAAGUACAUACCCAGUAAUUGUACAACUACAACUCCCAUCAUGCAUUGAAAGCUCGAGAUCUACCUUCUAGACCUGCAUUUGUUUUUGGAUGAAUUAAAAGGUGUCCAAAUUUUGGGUUUUUUCGUUAAUCCUAAUCAAGAAUGAACUAAUCAGUUUGAAAAUGCUUUAUACAAAAAUCACAUUGCUUGAUGGACACAUUGCAUCUGUGUAAUCUAUUUGCAUUUCUGCUUAAUUGCAAUUCCAUUUUUCCUUCCCAUCUUCCUUGUUCUGUUUUCUGUCUUCAGUGUGAUUGGAACUACAGUACUCUCCAAGGAACAGCCAAAUAAUACUAAUACAAACCUACAAAGAAUGCAACCAAUCAGAGUGAGCCAUAGUGAAUGCAGCCAACCAGAGCAUUGUUUUGAGUAGGACUUACUCUGGUUGCCUUCAUAUACUUGCAUUAAACAGAAGUUCCAACUUCAUUUAAGACAGAACAGAGAAGAGAGAUGAGUGAGUAUUACAGAUUUUAUUUUGGGGGCAUUUAUGGUCUAAAGGCAGAUUUUGGAUUCUCAGAUUAAAUGUGAUUUAUUCAUUAAAAGUAGUAUAUGUAAUCCCUAUCAAUUCUGUCCUAAAUAAAUAAACCUAUUUUAAUCUGGAAAUCCAAAAGUAACAUUUAGUGAAUAAACCAUUUUAAAUCUGACUUUGCAAAAUUAAAAUUUUUAGGUUAAACAGGGUGUAUUCACUAAAUUGUUGUUUUGGAUUCUCAGACUAAAUGGGGGUGGGGGGAAGGUUAUUCACCAAAGUAUAUUUUUGUAAUUACAGGCAAUCCUACGUGAGUAAACCUAAUUUAAUCUAGUAAUCUAAAUGUAAUGUUUAGUGAAUAAGCCCCUGCUUAAUCUGACAUUCCAAAUUGUAGAUUAUCAGAUUAAACUGGGAUUAUUCACUGAACUGCUUUUGAAUUUUCUAACUAAAAGUAGGUUUAUUUACUGAACGUUUAGGUAAUCAACAAUAGUAAAUAUUUAGUGAACAAAUAAAAAUAUUUAUUGGUUAAUACCUCUCUUCUUAUCUGACAGUCCAAAAUUAGGAUUCUCAGAUUAUUUAUAUAGUGUCGACAUAUUCUGCAGCGCUGUACAAUAGCUAAAACAAGACCAACUAGGCUCAGUUAGCCUCACUAAGCAUCAUGGAAUUUGCAGUCCUGCGCAGGUGGGGAUUUUAUGAUGACAGGGACAGAGGCUGAUCUCCUCUUAUUGCACACCUAUAAUUGUUGUUAUUAUUGGCAUUCAUUUGGAACACUAUAGUCACCUAAAUUUACUUCAGCUAAAUAAAGCAGUUUUAGUGUAUAGAUCAUUCCCCUGCAAUUUCACUGCUCAAUUCACUGUCAUUUAGGAGUUAAAUCAGUUUGUUUCUGUUUAUGCAGCCCUAGCCACACCUCCCCUGGCUAUGAUUGACAGAGCCUGCAUGAAAAAAAACUGGUUUCACUUUCAAACAGAUGUAAUUUACCUUAAAUAAUUGUAUCUCAAUCUCUAAAUUGAACUUUAAUCACAUACAGGAGGCUCUUGCAGGGUCUAGCAAGCUAUUAACAUAGAAGGGGAUAAGAAAAUCUUAAUCAAACAGAACUUGCAAUAAAGAAAGCCUAAAUAGGGCUCUCUUUACAGGAAGUGUUUAUGGAAGGCUGUGCAAGUCACAUGCAGGGAGGUGUGACUAGGGUUCAUAAACAAAGGGAUUUAACUCCUAAAUGGCAGAGGAUUGAGCAGUGAGGCUGCAGGGGCAUGUUCUAUACACCAAAACUGCUUCAUUAAGCUAAAGUUGUUCAGGUGACCAUAGUGUCCCUUUAAGGCUGAUGGCUGAUCCCUUAGGUGUUAGGUGUUAAGCUUGAUGCUUAGCCAGCCCUGGCAGUUUCAGUAAUGAUGCAAGUCCUUCCAAUUCAUACUUGUUGUGGCCCUGGCACAGAACAGUGGGUAGCAGCGAAUGUCACUUUCAAGCCCAGGGAAGGGGCCAACGAAAGAGAGCACAGCCCUCCAGAUCCUUUCACUUUCACCCAACUAGCAGGCCAGGGGUAUCUUGUGGGCAUUGGCAGCCCUCACAAAGCAAACUUUUUGGCCAUGGACAGUAAUACCACAGUACCCAAACCUUGCCUAAACCUUUUUGCAUGUUUUGCAUUAUGUUAUUCCGCCUUUCCUUGUGCAUAGGCUGACAAGCAGCAUAUUGGAAAGUGACAAUCAACAUUUGGCUCUCCAGAUUCCUCCACCAGCCCCCACCACACACACACACAGUCUCUUACACACAUACACACUGGCUCUUACACACACACACACACCCCUGGUUAACUUUUAAGCUUCUGCACUGGCUGAGAAGAACAUGGACUAUAGUUCAUAAUAUCUGCAAUUUAAAAAGCUGCUCAUCCCUGAGAUCUGUUGCUUUCGUGUCUAUCUCAGCAUGUUUAUUAGGAUGGGGGAGACUUUACUAGAACAAAGAGCUGUUAGAUAGGAAGUGUAACUUUUUUUUGGUGGGGUAAUGGGCGUUCUUUACAAUACAGCCUGCACAGGAUGUGAUCUGGGCUGCAUACAUCCUGGGGGGCUGGGUAGCACACUGCUGGUUUUUAUCAGCAGUGCAGUCAUACACUGGAAUUUUGUGUAGGGCCUCUAUCCUAGGUUAACAUGAGAUCUGUCUUGUGGAGAACAGAUGUGUUUUAACUCUGUCCCUGCCAGAAGAAUCUGCAGGGAUACAGAUAAUUCCAAGAGGAUUCCUACUAUGUAUUUACAUUGUUGUGUUCUAAGAAUCUCUGAGAUUGUAUCAAUGAUGUACCUUUGAUGCUUGUCAAUGCUCAUUCGGAUUUAUCUUUUUUUUUUUGCUUUCAAACAAUUACAAGUAAGCUUUUCCAACAUGCCUCUUCUAUAGGAUUUUUCGGUUUUGAAAUUCACCUCUGUUAAUUGUGUUUAGUGCAUGGGGGCUGUUUGUGAACAAACAUUUCACACCUUGGUAGGACCUUUUAUCUGUGGCUAGAAGUAGAGGAGGUGUGAAUAUGCAAUGCUUUGUAAUACGGCUUUAAAUAACCAUCAGCAAGUUCUGCUGUGACAAGUAUAAUCUGUCUUUUUAAAACAUUGAUGUUUUAGAUUUUAAAAUGAGAAAAAUUAAAUAAGAUUCGUGACACUUUACUGAAGAGGGCCCAGUCCAAAUUAAUGAUGUCUGGGAGCGCAUGGCUCUAAAUAUUCACUUGCCACUGGCACUUGAAAAUGCCACAUACAGAGGUUUAUGUACUAAACCCUGACUCGUAGUGUAUUUCAAAAAUUGAAAAUCUAAGACAAAAUAAUUAAUUGGGACUAAAUCAUCUCCAUUAUAAUCAAUAGUAAAAGAAAGGAACACCACCGCCCCUCUCACCCCUCAACAUUUGGCUGUAAGGGAGGACAGCUUGUGUUCUGUAGGACCUACUUAUAUUUCUGUUUUCUGAUAAAUAUCUUGUGUGAACUGUGUUUUUACUUUGUGUAUUUUUGACUGCAUUGUGUAUGUGCCUUUUUUAAAAUAUCUUUCAGCAUCUUUUACAAUAAAGAUUUUUUUAUUUUUUUAUAUAGCGUUUGCUCCUCCUUUUUAUGUAUAUCAGGAUAGAUUGGUAUCAGGGGACACAUGCUUUUGGGAUAUUUAGAGUGCCAAAAUUAGCCAUCACUGAUCUAAAGAGAGCUAAUAACCCGGUGCAGUGGAAUACUCCAACCACUGCAGUGGUUAUGGUGCAUUGAGAGCCCUGGCAUUGUCCCAGAGUACGUAGUCAAAUCAUUUGUGAACAGGUUAUCAACUUUCCUAGGUGCUGCCAGUUGCCUAGUCUUGUGCCCUUAGAACGCUCUGCAAUGAGCUAAGUCUGGCAGUACAGGGCUUAGCUUAUUAGCCCUGCAUUCAGCUGAUACUUUCAGCCAAUGUGCUGGCCCUGCAUGAUGGGGCUUGGCUCAGUGGAGUUAGCAGGAGCUUCCGGCUGCACAGGAUACUGUGACUGACGCCCUGUAGACCCCAGGGAAGCUGUAAAAUCAUUUAUAAAACGGUUUGAUUUCUUACCCUGGGAGGGGUGCCAUAAUCACUACAGUGGGCUGCAGCACUACCUUUAAUAUUUUUAGGUUUAUAAAAGGGCCAGUGUUCUGUAGCACUGAGCAAUGGAAGGUACAGAAUUGGGAGUAUUUAGAGUUUCUCUCCUGGUGUGCGAAAUGUUAAGCAAUAAUCUAUUAUUCCAUCUUUAUUUCUAAUUGUAGACAAAAUAAUUGCAGAUCUACUUUGCAUUAACCCUCUGAGUGCCACAGGCAUGAGUAUCUAUAAUACUCAUGUCUGUGGCACUCAUAGGGUUAAUACAAAACUGUAGUAAUUGCUGUUUUGCUAAUUCUGCCCCUUUGUAAAUAUUGGUGGUAAAACACUCUACUUACUAAUCCUUCAAAAGAAGUGACAGGCUUAUUAGAAUUCACUACGGAUAUUGUUUCUUGCAUAAGUUAACAUAUGCAGCGGAUAUGAUAGCAUAUGGUAAUACAAUUCUGUCAUGUUGAUGCACCUUAAAAUAAAAAAAAAAAAAGGCUAUGGCUGUCAAAUGAUCUGUCUUCAUGGUGACAUUGUGAUUCUACGCCGUGUUCAUUAUACUGUACAAGUGAUGGCGCCUUUGCACUCAGUAUGUUGGAGAACUAUUUUUCCUAUGACGUAGAAGGCUCAGUGUGACGGACCGCCUGGCACCCCAACCGGGUGCCUCCGCCAACUCAUGCUCCUAGUGCUCACCGAUUAAUCCAAACACUCCACCCGACACCAUCAGCACUGUAGUCCCCACGUGCAGCGUUACAGCUUUGCUUGGGAACUUGCCGUCCUACACCAACCCUGGACCCAAGACCAGGAUCCAGCUUCCAGUGGGUGAACCUCAAUACCGGCUGUGAUGAGUGUAGGGGCUGUAGUAGUUGCUAGAUACGGGCUGCAUUGUGUGAAGGUUAUGAUAAUCUGGGGGGGUAGAGCGGUGUGAUGUAAGCAUAGGGGCUGUAUUGGGUUGGUAGGGGCAGUAGAGGGGCAGUGCUGGGAGGUAAUGGCAGUGCUGAAGGGAUAGGGGCUAUGGUGUUAAAAUGGUGCAGUAGCCUCUAUAAUCUCAGUAAGCGAGUCCGUCUGCCCUGACAAAUUCUGGAAAUCUCAUUCUGCACUAUGUAAUGUCAGUAACCCUUCUGGACCAAAGACAUUGCAUAAUGUCACGUGUAGAACCAGAAGUAACACCCAAAAGUAAAAAGAACACCCAGAAAUAAAAGGGUAAAAAAUACCUUUCUCUGGAAGAAAUGUUCCCAAGAACACAGGGUUUGUGAUAAGGGAUAGAGGUAAUAAUGUGGAGGAUAGGGGAUGUGAUAAAUGGGAUAGGGGCAGUAAUGUGGGGGAAGGGGGCAGUGGCCAGGAGGGGGAUUCUGAUACCUGGUGGUCCGGUGGGAGAAUGAGCAUUCUGCAUACCCAGUGGAUGCAGACCGCUCCUGGGAAUGUAACAGUGUGUUGCUAUGGUAACCUGUAGCCUCGGCCCACUUUGCCAUCACGGCCAACCUGGCAUUUGCCGGUUUGCCUGAUGGACAGUCCGGGCCUUGCCUACAUUAAAAAAUUAAAUUAAGAAAUGUAUUGGAAAAUCUACCACUCAGAAUUCUUACUCAGACGUAAUCAGGGCUUGACUAGCCAUUUCUCUUUACCUGUACUUAGGGCUACCAGAUCCACCAUGUCUUCUAAUACAUGUAUUACUUCAAAUAGAUGGGCUGCAUAUAAAUAGUGCUGCCCUGUAGUAUGGAUAAUUCAUAUUCUACAGGAUUCCUCAAUGAUUAAUGACUUAAAGGAAAACUAUAGCGUUAGCAAUAAAACCACGUAUUCCUAAUGCUAUAGCGUUCUAGAUUAUCCCCGCCCCCUCCCCCCAAAGACACACCUCCCUGUGAGCAUUUCAAAAUGUAUGCACUGGCCCCCUUGCUGCUUCCCAACCUUUUGGUUGAGAUCAUUGAGCUCCAUGCAUUCUUUUUGUGUGUGUGCUUAUAAUACCCCACAGUGAUUUGGCUUAGCACUUCAUGAUCAUAUUUUGUGACUAAAUUCACAUUUUAAGAUUUUGUGAUUUGAAAUUGCUUUGAUAGAUUAGUGUGUGUGCUGUUUGCAUGUAAUGUAGUGUUUUUUUUGUUUUUUUUUAAUAUUGAGUUUAUUUUAGCAGCACUGUUAUUAUGCAAUGCAUCUUCUGUGUGGAGUUUCCUAAUUCCAUUUAUAAAAAAAAAAAAAUCUAUAUACAUUGUAUAUUACUGUUAUUUGCAGAGUAAGGCGAAAAUGCAUUUUGCAAGCCUAUAGAAUACAUAUAUUAGGUUAAAAGGUUACUCCAGCUUAAUUUUUAAUAUCAUUUUCUUGUAUUAGAGUAUAUUUAUAUCUCUCAAGGUCUCCUGUUUUUAGCAUAUAUAACUUUUUAAAAUGCUAUAAAACGUCUCUGUAAAUCAGUGCCAGGCCAUGUUAUCCCGGCAUCCACUCCUCUGUUGUCAACACAGCGUCAUCAUCUUUCGGGUCACGAUUCAAGCACAUGCUUCAUAGAGAAGCCUUGAUGGAUUGCAGAUGCAUGCCUUGUAAGUGCGUUGAGUGGAACUAGAGCGGGACUGUGGGAUGGCCAGAGUUUGUAGAAGGGGGGUGAACAAGAAGAGGGAACAAAGCAGUGGUCUUAAUUGUCAAAUAACAGGUAGUGAGACAGGGUGGGCUUCAAGGGCUGGUACAAUGGAGGGAGGCAGGGGCUUACCGAGAGCAUUUGGCACCCGGGGCGGAUCCUGAGUUUGGCACCCCCCCUCUUUAAAAUUUAAAAAACACCCACACAUUUUUUUAAAAUUGUUUUUCAAGAAUAUUUAUUGCACAAAUUUGUAAAUUGUAUUACAACUUGAAAACACUAGAACUAUGAAAAAUAAAUUAUUAACUUAGAAAAGUUAUACAAAACUCCUUACCCUGACCCAUUAUACAAACCCCCUUACCCUGACCCAUUAAACAAACCCCCUGUCCUAAAAAAAAUCCUGCACCCCAUACACAUAACAAACCCUGCACCGGGCACUUUACAUAAAGUUAAUACACCCCCUUCACAUAAACUCCAGUAUAGGCUGUCGGUCCGCACUAUAAGAAUGUAUGGGGGGUGACUCAUGACACUGAUAGUCCCCCCUUUCCCCUCCCCCCGUACCGCCACUGAUACAACCCUCACCCCCUUCACAUAAAUGACUUGCUCCGGCCUCAAGCAAAGACGCCCUGAAGUAAGUGAAUGGGAUGACCAAUCCUAGGAGCCUGGGCAAAAUUCUUAGUUGCCAUGGCGACCUGGCAUCUGGGAUUUGUCGAGCCCUGUUCUAAACUAUAGGACUAUGGCCAUUCCAUACAAAAUAAUCUUUAUAAAUAAAUCUCAAACUGUAUCUCUCAAGCCACACCUCAACCAUACAAGUUAUUAGAUGGAGGAAUGAGUAUGGGAGAUCAUUAAUAAAAUUCAUGUUCUCUGUCUAUAUCAAUCAUUUUGUUCAGUUUAUGCCAGGUUUUCCCACAUCUAGGCCAUGUUCUAUCAAGUUUCUAUUGUCAUUGUUUACCCUGAAUCUGAUAUCAACAUGGCAAUGAACUCACUGAUUGCCAAAUUCUUCUAAAUCCAUCAUCACUCGUGACAUUUGAGUGACAUUUAUGUUCCCAGAGUCCAACCUUAUGAAGAACCUUCAUCUAGCAUAGACAGGUUUAUAGUGAUCAGUGAUCAGGGCAUUGCAAUUUCUGUGAAACCCUGUCUUUCCUAAAAAAAUUAAUUCUGCUAUUUUAUCUGAAAAACCUUGAUCUCUUCAAAUUGUGCAACAUAUGAGCUAGACAUGUGACUAAAAAUAAAUCUCUCCCUCUCUAUCAUGAGUUAGAAAAUACAUAUAAUCUAAUGUGUUUUCAGAUUCACUUUAGAAUUUUUAUAUAAAGAUUGUUUAAACCCAGAGAGUUAAAACCAAAUAUGCACGUGUGACUCAGGAGAUAAAGCGUACGAUAAAAAAAAUCAUCCCCUGUAAUUUGGAAAUGGUGAUCAUAUCGGACUGCGAGAUAUAGUUCUUUUCAGUAUUGGAUCAAGAACAGAAAUCGUCUUAGAGGGAACACUGCCACUCAAAGUUUAAUAAAUAACUAGCGCUGUUUACUUUGCCAGCAGGAAAGAAUAACCAGCAUUUUAAUGCACAGUUUGUGGAUUUUUAAAGCGUUAAUAUGUUGAUAUUCUAGCGCAAUAGAGAGACUGAUACAAGUCAGAAUUCAGUUGUGAAUUCCAAGUUGCAGAUAAAUGCUUUGUAGUCUUCAAAGUAUGUUUGUAGGUGAAAUGAAAAAAAGAGAAAAUUAUUUGAAGCCGCAGUGUGACCACGUAUAAACCCAGCUAAAAACAGAAAAAACUUGUUUCGUGUCCUUUGUAUCCUCCUAUGCAUGUGUUUUAAAGUAGAAAACCCUACUCGGUUUGAUGCCCCCAGACAGCUGUAUAAUAACCAAGGUUAUUUAUACACCGCUGCAGAGUAUUUUGGAUGUUAAAUGUAAAAUACCAUAACACUCUCUCUCUUGGAACUGAGUACCUCCAUCUUGAAUGCCUUAUGCUCCGCCUUUUGCAUCUGUCAGUGAUUAUAGAUGGGGCAAGAGAAACAGAAAAAUUUACCUAUACUUGUUUCUUUCACGGACCAGCCAUCAUUUUUUAGAAUAUGUGGGUUUUUUUUUUGUUUGUUUUGUUUUUUUUGCGAAAACUCGUUUCGCAGUCUUUCUGACAUUUCUUUACAUUUACAGCAUGUUUCACUUUUAUGUUUUUUUUUCUGACACUGGAAAAUUUGAAAACAAAAAACUUAUUUUAAAUCACUCUUAGAGCACUUUAAUAAAUAUGAUCAAAAUAAUUAGAAAAAUUAGCCGCUUUUUUUUUUUUUUUAGAUUUAUCAAAUGAUGAUAAACACUUUCCCUAAUAUUUCAUUUUUUUUCUCACCCUCACUGUGCUUGUUCUAAACUGGAUUGUAAUGUCACUAAAUCUCUAAUACACAUUUGAAACAAAAUGAAAAUCAGGUUCAUAGAAGUUAUACGUGAUUUUCAGUGAUUAUUGAAUUGUGUAAUUUCCAGAGAAGUGACUGGUUCCCCUUUAAACAGAUUUAUUUACUAAGUUCCAAAUUGUAGAAGGCUGAAAUGCCAAAUUUUAGGAAACCAAAGCUUGUUUUGAGAAUUUCUCCAACUGCGAUAUAGUCACAGAUGAACUAUUUUAGCCUCAAAUCUGUGAUUCAUAGUUAAGUAAAUAAACCCUGCAGAGGUCGCUCUGUCUGUGUUGGGGUUAGUUGAAACUCGCUGUGUUGCUAUUACUGGCAUUUAUAAAGUGCUUACGUAUUCUGUAGCACUGUUCAACAGGGGCAAAAGACAAUACAAUAUACACAGCUCUCGACGCUUCUCAAUUUUGUAAAUAGCCCUGUUUUUGUGUACACCAAUAGUUUUCACCUAGGUUUUCAAUUUCACUGUGUUUAGGGGGCUCUUGAAUCAUUGGAGAUCUUUCAAAAAGUGCUUUCUAGACGUAUGUGUAAUGUAUUUGCUGCCUGGUGUUAUAUGCAGAAUAUUUUUUAGAAAGAAGGGUGUUUUAAAAAAAUAAAUAAAUGUACCUACAUUUAUCUUUUUUAUUUCUACUUAAUGCAUGUUUAUAAUGUUUUUAACUUUAUAAAGUUUAAUGAGAGAACAAUAAAGUAAAUUGAAAUUACCUUUACUAGUGACUAAUGAGAUCCUUGAGGUUGAUGCUGCGAGACUAAAUAUUUGAUAUCUGGUUCGAUUUUCGUAAGGAACAAACGAAAGUCUCCUUUUUCGGUGAUAUUCAGACCACUUCUCUGUUUGCGCAUAAUAUGAUUUCUCAUCUGUGCGUCAGCUCCCCUCCUCUCCCUCCUCAAUUCCCCUGUCAACCUUUUUUUUCCUUUUUUCUAUUUUUUAACCUUACUUAUAGCAAUGCCCAGUAGGAAGGCUGAGCUAGGUAGCCCACUUACUAUUACUUACUAUAGCCCACUAUAACAGACAGGCACACAUACAUACAUGCAUACAUACAUACAGACACCCACACAAGACACACAUAUACACAUACAAAGACACAUACAUACAAACAGACAGGCACACAUACAUACAUACAUACAUACAUACAGGCACACAUACAUACACACACACACACACACACACACACACACACACACAAGACACAUUCAUACAAACAGACAGGCACACAUACAAACAGACACACACAUACAAAGACACACACACACACACACACACAUAAGACAUACAGACAGACAAGACACACACACAUACAAAGACACACACACACACACAUACACACACACAUAUAUAUAUAUAUAUAUAUAUACAUACAGACAAGACACACAUACAUAAGACACACACACACAUAUAUAUAUACAGACAGACACACAAGACAUACAUACAAAGACACAUACAUAAGACACACACACAUACAUACAAAGACUCAGCCACACACACAUGACACACACACGUACAUACAAAGACACACACACAAGACAUACAUACAAAGACACAUACACACACAAAAUAUUUUAGUCACCCUCCUGUUUCCUACCUUUUAGGUGCAGGAGGGUGACAUUCCCUGGGGACCAGUGGUGGCUCAGGUGGAAGGGAGUCAGAGUUCCUACUCUGACUCCCUAGUCUUCCUCCCGCGUGGUCUGUGUGUUAGCUGGGAGGAGUGAUGUGCAGUCACUUCCUCCCAGCUCUGUGAUGUAAUCACAGGGGGCCCAGUCGCGCUGUUAAAGCAUCCAGCGCUGACCGGGCCCCCUUACAAUCCACAUCCAUCGGGUGGCCCUGACAGCAUGGGCCACCCGAUGGCCCCCUUGGACGUCGGCCGGGGUCGCAAAUGGUGAUGGCGGUACCCAGUCGCACGGGUACCGCUGGCUCGCACCCGCACGCCUGCCCAAUCUCUAAAAAUGAGGAAAUCCCUACCGCCCACCUGGAAUCUUGAAACGCCCACUAGUGGGCGGUAGGGACCAGGUUGGCAACCCAUGGUCUAGGGUUUAUUGGGAGUUAUCUCACUUGUAACACCUAAAAAUUGCCCCCCUUCAAUAGUUAGUCAUCAAAUGCUGAGUGAUGAAAUCCGUUUGUUAAUCAGGAACAUUGGGUAACUGAUAUCUAUCCUGGAGAAUAUGAAUACUACAGCAGUUUACUCUUGGCGACCAUCAUCAAAAAGCAAGAAGUAAUUUGUUGAAAUCAUAUGAAGUAUUUGGAAUACCUAGCAGAGCUUUAAAGGAACACUCCAGUACUUUAGGGGUUUGCAGACGUUCCCCUCUAUUUUUUUGUUUUAUAAAAUGCAAAUUUUACUUAUCGUUAUUUUUUAAUAGAACUCUCCAAUUUUCCAAAUCCUGCUCUUUACAGUUCUGUAGCGUACACAGAUUAAAAUGACUCCUGUUUAACUCUGUCUGGGUGCCAACGGGAGCAGCCAUUUUAACAGCUUGUUGCAAGAUUUGCAUGAUUAGAUCACCAUGUUAAAUUCCAUAGCUGGGAGGAAAGCAUGUUUUUGGCAGCUUUAGAGCUAAGGCUGAUGGGAAGUAAUUAACGAUGAGAGUAUAUUGUUUAAAAAAAAAAAAAAAUAUAUAUAUAUAUAUAUAUAUAUAUAUAUAUAAUAAUAAACCUACAUGCUUUAAUUACAUUUUUUUUUUUUUUAAUUUAGAAUUUAUUAUUUAUUAAUAUAUUAUUCAAGUGAGUCAUUCAUGGGUUAGAUGUACGACAAAGUGUUAAGCAAGGCAACUUUCACUCAAUUUUAAGAAAUAUAAAGAAAAACACAAAAAUUAGGGAUAUAUUCACUAAAUAGUGCCUUGUUAGAAAUUGGCUGUCUAGUGUUACCCUAAUCUGAUGGCUCUAGGCAGGUAUCGCUCACCAGAGCAGCUCAGAUUUUUCCAUUAUGUUUUACCACGCAGUGCCAAGAUGUAUCACCGAUGUUUCACCGUCUUGGUUACGAAGCUCGAGUUGGAGAAGUUAAAAUCUGUUAACCAUUUAAUGGAGUUUGUUUUAAAUUUGUAAAAAAAAUAAAACCACAGGAUUAUAAUGAACUGAAAACCAAAUGGCUCAAUCAAGGCUGAAAUGACUUGUAUGGAAAAUUUCUCUAACUUGGCUACUAGUCACAACUCGGCUGUUUUAGCCUGAGUUUUGCAGAUAAUUUUUUUUUAAUUUCAGGAUCAUACAUUUUAAAUGCUGCCCUAUUGUUGUACCUAUAUGCAGCCCAACGUAAAUUGGCGAUGAUUCCUGCUGUGUUUAACCCCUUAAGGACACAUGACAUGUGUGACAUGUCCUGAUUCCCUUUUAUUCCAGAAGUUUGGUCCUUGAGGGGUUAAACUAUGGUAGAACAAACAAAUGCAUCUGAUUUUACUAUAAACAAAUUACCAGCAGCUGGAAACUCGCUUUGAAAAUCUCCGGUUAUUGCAUCAAAAUAAAAAUUAUGGUGUUAUGGCAAACAGUGGCAAAGUGUAGCAGAAAACUCUUUGCCCUCAUGUUUAAACCGGCCCUGUCACGGUCUGUGGUCUUUGCAUGUUUUGAUGAUCCCAGAUGGUAACUUUGCCACUUGCAGUGAGGUGGCCACAGGGUGCAGGGAAAGGAGAGUUUUCCCUGGCCACCUCCAUUUUCUUCUGCAAGCUCUUGCUGUACUUUUGCGCAUGGACAAGAGUACUACACAAAUGUCUAUGUUGGGAUCCUCCCUAGACAGAGCUUUUUGGCUCUCAGUGGCUGCUCUCUAGAGCGUGCCGGAACCACUGAUCCAGCCUUUACCGUUGUCUGCAAGUACUGACUGUAUAGCGGUCAUACGCCGUGCCCCAAAUACUGUCCUCCCUGCCGCUAAACACCAAAACAAACUGCCUGUCUACCUCCGGAACUACAUGUCCUGGGCGCCAGGCAAUACAAAUUUCACAUGCUGAUAUUUUUUUUACCACAAAUUGUCCAGCACUACGGAUAUGUAGUUGCUCUAUUAAUGACACUAAUAAAUGUAAAAAAAAAAAUACAUACACAUAGCUAAGUGUUCUUUAUCACCCGCUGUCUAUUUAUGGGCCAGCUCUAUUGAAAGAGGAGAUGAGUGUUUGAGUCAUCCAUCAAUCAAUACAGAGUUCACUAGGGUAUUUUCAAAUCAACCAGUAAGUCCCACAUUUAUUUUUGAUAGUGUCGCCUAUCUAGCUUAAAGGUUAAUUGCUGUGAUGAUAACAUGACUUUUCCAUUGGUGGGAAAAUGAGGUCAGAGCAGGAAUCUCUGAGCCUAAUAAAACUGCCUUUCGUAAGGAUGCUGUAACGUUACAAAUGUAAAACAUCAUGAUUUUCGUCAUUAGUUUAGGAUUCAGAUUGGGAAUAUUGAUGCAUUUUAAUUAAACCGGCAUUCACAAUAGAAUUUCUUUAUUAUGCAAUUUGUUCAAAAUCACUGCCUUGCUCACAGUUACACGAUUCACGUUUGCACUGUGAUAAUAUAUAUAUAUAUAUAUAUAUAUAUAUAUGUGUGUGUAUGUAUGUAUAAAUUAGGUUAAUUGUGUUAGAAUUCCAUCUAUAGAUAUUUUCCUAGGUGCUUCACUAAACGCCAAUUCUGUAGUGCAAAUUGUAAAACUGAAGUCAUAGUAGCCAAGCAGUGUCUGCAGUGGAAUCCUCCAAAAACCAUUUCUAAGCUCGAUUUUGCAAAUCGUAUUUCAAUCCAGAUUUUAGUAAAUAAAGCCUUUAGUUACAGCAAUGCAACAUCCCCUUCCUCAGAGUUCUUUAACGCAUGGUUUGUCUGAACAGCUGCAAGGCCAGCUCAUAUUAAAAUUAUACAAGCUCCCCCUAUACCGGGGUAAGAGCUGAGAAACAGGCAGCUGGGGGAAUGAAAGAAUGGUCCACCUUUUCUCACCUCGGUCUACAUUUUUUUUAUAUAUAAUGACCAGUCAAGAAUGACAAUCAGAUUUCCGUACUAAGGAGCUUAAUGCAACAUGUGGAGAAAUGAAAGUUUUAGUUCAAAAUAGUCAAACUGGGAAAAAAAGAUGAAUUGUACCAUUUUUACGAUUAAAUUGGUCUCCAAUUCCAGUUUAGUGGGGUGGGGACAGGGGGGGGUGGGGGGGGUGUGCUAGAAACAUGCACAAUUUUAUUAAAAGUACCGUUUGUGUAUACGUAGUAUUUUUGAUUUUAUAAAUAAGACUUUCUGAAACUUGAUAACCUAACAAAAAGCAUGGCAUGCAGAGUAAUGAUAUACAUUAAUACCGCAGUGUGCUCAGUCAGUGUACAAUUUAAAGGAAGCAAAAUUAGAGGGUUUUUGUAAAAUGUGAUAAGGAAGCUGUUUAGUUGCAUUUUAUGAUUGCUGUACUCAGUGCAGUAAUGUUAGACACAACCGUAAAGACAUUGAGUGCCCCAAGGGGAAUACAGUAUGAGCCUGCUGCUAGUUAUUCACUGAAAAGGGAUAUGUGGAUAGUUUAAAAAUGGAAUUGCAAAUUGAAUAAAAAAAGGGGCAGAUUGGAAAAAUUCCCCAAAAGCUAUUUUCCCAGUGCGCUUGAUUUUUCCUAAAAUUUGCAAUUUAUCAGUUCUACACAGAUCCCUCUUUGCUGAAUAAACUUUUAAGUUUUCACUCCUUUUCUAUCCAUUUAAAGUGUGUGUAUGUAUGUGUGUGUGUAUAUAUAUAUAUAUAUAUUAUUAUUAUUAUUAUUAUUAUUAUUAUUAUUAUUAUUAUUUUAUGAAUGAAUGAAGAGCUGCAGGAUUCAUUGGGCCUAUAAAAAUAAAUUUAGCAAAAUGAAUCCACUUGAGUGCAACUAAUAUAAGCAUAUAUAUAUAUUAUACACACAUAUAUAAAUUGAAUACAUAACAGGUAAUAAAAUAUAUUCACCAUGACAGGUGCAUUUUGUGCUGAGGUUAUUCCAUAAUUGCGGUGCUCUGUAGGAAAAGAAGGAUCGAGCCACUUUAUUUUUGUAUUGCGGUAUGCUAAAUAUUGUGCUAGUACUGGUUCGGAGGUUAUAAUUGCAAGAUACCAAGGCUGCACAGUUGUAUCAAUGUAGUGAUUUUAUUAGUUAUUAUUAUUUAUAAAGCACCAACGAAUUCCGUAGCGCUGUACAAUGGGAGGACUAACAGGCAAGUAUUUGUAACCAGGCGAGUUGGAUGUACAAGAACAAAGGUCUUGUAGAGGGUUCUGCACAAACAAGCUUACAUUCUAGUGGGGUAAAGUGGCACAAGUGGUAAGGGUUAAUUGAUACAUUAGUGAUAGCUGUCACAGCGCAGAUACUGACACCUUCCUAGUGAUUUGUAGUUUCACCAAAACUGUUCACCCCAGAUCAACCGGAUUUGAUUAAUCACUUUAUUAAAUUCAUCUGCUGCACUAAACGGGUUAGUUAGAUUUAACCCCUUAGGGACCAAACUUCUGGAAUAAAAGGGAAUCAUGACAUGUCACACAUGUCAUGUGUCCUUAAGGGGUUAAACAAAAAAGAAGCGGUUAAUUCAUUUUAUACGGCAGUUAAAAGGAUAACGAACUUUAAGCCUUAUUACUCACAUUUUGUAACAAUCUUGCUGUCACAAAUAUGAACAAACCGGCAAGAUAGACUUUUCUUUUUCCUUAGAGCAUACUCACUGUUUACUGACAUGUAAACAUAAUUUCUUAUUUAAGGAUUUUCCAUUUUCAGCACAUCGUAAAGGACAAAUUCAUGUAGGGACAUAAAAUGCUAUGUAACAGCCUUGCAUGUGGCACAGAGAUUGCCAUUUACUGCCAUCUUUAGGUUGGCAACAAUAUUUCUUCCUUAUCUCGUAUUGAUCUCAGGAAUGACUUUGUUUCUAGCGGUAGUUAGUUAUUAGAUUUGUAAUGUCACCGUUCGUUAAUUAACUACUCUGUUAUCUCAAAGAAAACAAAUACAGUAAGAACGUUUAAUAUCUAAAAUCAAACUGGUUUCACUGAAACAAAAAAAAAACAUGUUUUUUAGAAAACAAUGUUUUUUUUGCUGGAGGCAUAUGAAUUCUGCAUUCUGUUAAACAGGGUGUGAAAGUGAUGCCCUACAGUUUAUGUAGAAUUCAUGUGCUCCUCAUCGUGAAAUCACUCAUCCUAGCCAGGGCCAUACCAACCUGUACAGGGUUAUUUACUAAUGUGAGAAUUUAAAGUGAAUUUCACAUUUAUGACCAAAAUAGGCAAAAUUGGACGCAUUGCUGAUUUACAAUUUUUCAUAAAUUCUGAAUUUACUUUGAUUUCUUUUUGUUUUUUGUUAUUACAGCCUCUAGUCAUGGGUCUGACAAAUAGGCGUAACUGUUGGAAAUGUAAAAAUACCUUUUGCUACUGCAGCCAAUCACCUUGAGUCUGGUGUAAGAGCUUAUAUCAAUAACCGUUAUUAAUAAUUAUUAUUUAUAUAGCUCUAACAUUUCCCGCAGUGUAUUAUAGUUACACAGGCAGUUAUAUAACAAUAAGUAAACGACCGACAAAAAUAGUUGUAUCAGUCCAUGUUUUACACCUCUGGUCCACACGAUGCUGCGUUUUAUGGCCAUAGACUGUUUGAUAUGUAUGACAGUGUCAUUUGUUAUUUGCCGCUCGUGAUUAUUCCGUGUUUUUCUGUUUAGGUUUGUAUUCGUCUGCAAAUCACUUUGUUUCUGGUUUCCUUGCAUUUAUUUACAUAACGAACCAGAUUCACUGAUAAACUUUCAUGAAAAGAAGAACUGUUGGUAAUGACCUUUCCUCACUGCUUAACCUCAGUAACUAAAGAAAGGAAGGGAAUACUCAACACACCAUAACCACUGCAGGAGAUCCCUCAAUGUAAGUAGUCAAAGUGUUUGCUAAUGGUUUGACUUCUUACCUGGGGUCCACCGUGUGCUGCUCUCUGCCUCUCCUCUUUUACUAUGGCCAGUGCCAGCCCACUCCUGACAACAUAGCCACCACAGCACACUGUAGUUGUUAUGGUGCUUGGAGUGUUCCAUAAAGUGAGGAAUGUAAGAGAUUUAAGAACAAAAAAAAAAAAAAACACCCAACACUUUCACUGCCAGUGAGUCAUUUCAUCUCUCCAUGAUGCUCUGGGCAUGGUAAUGCACACUCAGCAAUGUAUUUGUAAAGUCAUGUAAUCAUGCAUGCACACUUUAGCAUUCUUUCUAUAGAACCAUAGUUGGCAUGCACCGUCAUACUGCACACAUAGCAGCACCAUUAUCAAUGCACAAACUAUGGGAAAAUAUAUAUAUUUACACAUGCUUUAAAAAAAUAAAAUAAAAAUGUAGUCUUUUAAUCACAGCUAGGGUUUAUUUAAUCUCAGGACAUAUAAAUCACAGUCUGUCCGAGAUUGGUUGGUGCGCCCCUUUCAGCUCUUGUGGCAUGUCACUUUCCGGUGCUCACCACUGUCAUAGCAGCUGCUGCCUGAAAGCAUAACGCCCACAAAUCUGAGGCAGGCUUUAAUGUGGCAGUACUAGAGGUCCUGCAGUAUCCGUCUUGGUGUGAAUUACAUUUUCUAUUAUCACAGUGUGUCAUCGCCCAACAUGGUAUAAGGAUUGGAAGACAUGAUUUGCCAGUCGAAAUAAGGGAAAGAUCAUGAAAUAUGACAUACAUGACAUUCACGUAUAUAAGUGACAUAUAAUCGCAUGCUGAUUUCUCGUUAAUCACAUUACGUGUGCGAAGAAUGGCACAGAUGGUUUUAACAGGCUCUAUUUUAGGCUUCAUUCCUUGACGUUUGACAUGCAUGUGAAAAGCACUUUAGCAGCAGUCCAUGCUGGGAGAAAAGACCAGUGCAUUGGAUGGGCGUACACUGUGUGUGCCUUGCCAUACUCUAUAGGGAGAAUGUAGUUUUUGUUUGACUCCACUGAUCUACUGCACAACAACCUACCUUGGCAUGUAACCUUUCUGGCAGAUUGGUCUGCUUGCAUUGUUAGAUAUAUUUUAAGUUUCUUCCAAGAUGAAAAAAUAUUGUUAGUUAUUUUUUGGAAUCAAAUGUUUUGUCUAUCAUAGAGCUUCCCGGCAAUACAACUCUUAUUUUAAGACAUAACUGAAAAGCAAUGAGAUAGAACACUGGGUUAUCUAAAGGUUAUUCCCGUUGCUCUAUUUUGGAAUUAUUCCUGCAGCACCCAUGGAUAGCCCACCAACAAGAGAGUGGUUGGCGCUGUGAGCGCAUUAGGUAAGCUUUGCUUCAGUGCUUUCCUAUGGGGUUUUCACUAACGCUGGAUAUCCUCAUGCAGAGCGUGAGGAUAUCCAGUGUUACUUACGCGAUCUGGAGUCCGGUAGACAGCCACUAGAGGCUGUCUUGGUACUGCAAUGUAAACAUUUCAGUUUCUCAAAAACUGCAAUGUCUGUCAUUGCAGGAUUAAGGGGUUAAAAACCCAUUUUGUCACUUACCUGAUUCCAGUGCCGUUUUCUCUCAGCGCUGGUUCAGGCCCCACCUCUGCUCCUCCCCUGCCGACGUCAUUUAUAGGAAAGCAUUUAAAAUGCUUUCCUAUGGUGUUUUGAGUGACGCUGGACGUCGCUGUGCAUAGCGUGAGGACUAUCAGUGUCAGGCGACCAAAAGUCGCCUAAUGACCCAGAACUCCCUCUAGUGGUGGAGUGAACCCUCAAAGGGUUUAUUAAAACCUGCAAUAAUUACAAUUGCAAGGUUAAAGGACCUGGAACAUUGCACUCAGACCACUUCAAUGAGCUGCGGUGGCUGGGUGCCUAUAGUGUCCCUUUAAUUGAAAGCAUGUGCUUCGAUGACACAAAAAAUUGCGUGUGUGUGUGUGUGUGUAUAUACAAAGUUAUAUAUUUACAGGGUUAUUCAACAGAGUGAGAAUACAAGGUGAAUUUAACAUUUAAGGUCAAAGUAGCCGAACUUGAAACAUUAUCUCUGUCAACUAUGCUUCCAGUUUGGCUACUCCGGCCUUAAAGUUUCACUUUAGUUAAUAAACAAAACUAAAAUAACUAUAUAUCCCUUUUUUUUUUUUUUUUUUACUGUGAUUCUACUGGGGGAAAAAAAACGUGAAUGCUUUGUGCACAGCAAUGAAUGGAAUAAUUAUAAGCAGUGAAAAUCAGCGCACUCGGAUUAAAGUUUAGAGUAUUUUAGCUUGUUUCAGAGGAUUAGGAAGCAAAAAGUCUUUCUAUAAUUGGCUGUCCAAUCUUUUAAGCUUUGCUUUAUCAUGGAAAAUGAAGGUUGUUACACAGGAGGAGAAAAUCUGCAUUAUUUAAUACUUUCUAACAAUUUUCCUGCAAACUUACAUAUCUUCUGUUGCCUCAUUAUUUAUAGAAGAAAAUGGGAAUAAAACAAAAUAGUUAAAGGAGCACUAUAGUGCCCUGAGGGUGCCCCCACUCUCAGGGUCCCCCUCCCGCCGGGCUGGAUGGAAAGGAAGGGGUUAAACUUACCUCUUUUUCCAGCACCGGGCGGGGAGCUCUCUUCCCUCUUUGGCUGAAUGCUGAUGCGCGGCAUGAGCCGCGCGCGUAUUCAGCCAGUCCAUACGAAAGCAUCCUCAAUGAUUUUCACAGUGAGAAACCCUAAUCUCAACAUAGCAGUUUCUCUGAAACUGCUAUGUUUAUAAGAAAAGGGGUUAACCCUAGCUGGACCUGGCACCCAGACCACUUCAUUAAGCUGAAGUGGUCUGGGUGCCCAUAGUGAACCUUUAAAGGAGCAUUAUAGUGCCAGGAGAGCAAAGUUGUUUUCCUGGCACUAUAGGGUCAUUAGGUUCUGCCCCCCUCCCACUGGGCUGAAGGGGUUAAAACUGAGCUAGCUGUGUACAUACUUUGGAUAAGAAAGUAUUUUCUGGAGUGAGAGGGUGUGGCUAAAGAGGCAGGCUUAUAGUGCAGCAUUGUGCAAAACAUUUCUUUUAUGCAAAAACUAUAAAGAUUUGAGCAUGCAAAAAAAAUUCAGCUUAUUAAUGAGGCCAAAAACAAUCAAAUGCAUUAAAGUAUUAUUGGUCUCCAAAGUGUCCCUUUAAGCAAUCACCAAUGGAAUAUGUCAGUUGGUUCCAAUGGCACGGUAAUUGUCUCACUUUUAAUGUUUUAGAUUACUUUUUAUACCAGGACACAUUGAUAGCUCUCCCCCAAUGUUUCCGUUUCUCCUUCUCUAAUACAAUGUGUGACCUGGCUCUGUUUGGACUGGAAUGGAUUGUGACGUCAAUUCCUAAAGUUUUAUUAUACAUAAAAAAAAAAACAAAAAAAAAAACUGAGUAUAGUAUGAAAAAAGCUUAAAUUAUAGGCAGAUUUUUAGUAUUUUAUUCAGUUGUGUUUUCAUUACUGCCUGAUGUAAUUUAGAGUUCUAUGUCUAUAUCUAUAUAUAAAACUACAUGUAAUCUAUGUAGUGGAAUGCACAAGAAACCAUUAGAGCAUGACUGCUAGAUUUUCAAAUCACCGGCUUGUUCAGCACCAAACUGUGAGAUUUCACCUCCAGAUGCCACACUACGACCGUGCUGGGUAAAUUAGUCAUUUUCUCUCCCGUAUAGUUCACAUAGCGAUGGGGGAUUUCACUCUUCAUUAAUCAUGUUUUUUAUGUCACAGACGUUCAGUUAGAGGAAUAAGUAUUUAUUGCAAGUAAAUUAUGGCAAAUUGAUCAAGACCAUGUCUGAAUUGGUUUGAAAUCUCACGAAUUACACAUUGCUUUCUUGCGUAAUAGUUUGUGGCAUGUAUAUUGUUAUCUGUACUUGUAUCUUACACUAGAAAAAUAAAACAGAUUCAGUCACAAAUAGCGAAGUAAAGCAUCAGUACUGUAACUGUAUUGAAUUGUAAUACUGUAAUUUCUUCAGAGUAAAAUGACACGGAAUGCAGACCGCAGGGGGAACAGCAAAGUUGAGAAAAUGAUGUCCAUAUUUUGUGUUUAUAUCGGAUUAAAGGAACACUAUAGUCUCCUAAAUUACUUUAGCUAAAUAAAGCAGUUUUAGUGUAUAGAUCAGGGGUAGGCAACCUUUUAGCAGCACUGUGCCGAUAUAGGAUUGUGAUGUCCCGUAGCGUGCCGAUCCUAUUUUUUUAAAUUGAGGUGUGUGUGCUGCCGUAUUCUGCUUGUUAUUUUUACUGUAAUUGCUUUGUAUCGUUGUAUUUGUGCAUAUAUGAGCUAUUAUAUUGUAUAUGUUCAUUAUUAGUUUGUGGUAUUGUGUAUGAUAUAUGAAUGUGGGCUGUGUAUGAGGGCUGCUUGUGGACUUGUGUGUGUGGAUGGAUAUGUCACAUUGUGUGUUUGGUAGUGUGUGGGGGCUGUUUGGGGUAUUGCAUGUGAGAGGCUGCAUUUGGGGUUGUGUUCAUGUAUGUGGAUUGUUAGUGGUGUUGCGUUUGUGGGGAUUGUGUGUGGGCUGUUCGUAUUAUUUGUAUGAUGGGAGGGUUAUUCUGCAUUUUGGUGUAUAUCUAGCAGUGUGGGUGGCUUCCCUGGGUUCCAGUGGAGCUGCUCUGCUACAGUGUGGAUUCCCAUUCACAAGUGCUGGGAGGAAGUGAUCUGAGAUACCUUCCUCUACGUGCUGCAAUGCAUAAAUUGAGGAUUGUCCUUCACCACCUCUUCGUAUUAGCAGAUACCUGGAGUUUUUCUUGGACUCCUAAUAGGACAGAGCCUGUUUGGCUCUAGCAGCCUUGAGUGCCGUGCGUGGCUCUAGUGCCGUAGGUUGCCUACCCCUGGUACAGAUGAUUCCCCUGCAAUUUCACUGUUCAAUUCACUGUCAUUUAGGAGUUAAAUCACUUUGUUUUUGUUUAUGCAGCCCUAGCCACACCUCCCCUGGCUAUGAUUGACAGAGCCUGCAUGAAAAAAAAACUGGUUUCACUUUCAAACAGAUGUAAUUUACCUUAAAUAAUUGUAUCUCAAUCUCUAAAUUUAACUUUACUCCCAUACAGGAGGCUCUUGCAGGGUCAAGCAAGCUAUUAACAUAGCAGGGGAUAAGAAAAUCUUAAUUAAACAGAACUUGCAAUAAAGAAAGCCUAAAUAGGGCUCUCUUUACAGGAAGUGUUUAUGGAAGGCUGUGCAAGUCACAUGCAGGGAGGUGUGACUAGGGUUCAUAAACAAAGGGAUUUAACUCCUAAAUGGCAGAGGAUUGAGCAGUGAGGCUGCAGGGUCAUGUUCUACACCAAAACUGCUUCAUUAAGCUAAAGUUGUUCAGGUGACUAUAGUGUCCCUUUAAGCCACAUUAGACAGUCUGGGGUCUGAUCGAUAGGAAAUAUUGGUUAUAUGAUCCAGACCCAUAUUUUUUAUUUACUUUUUUGACAAAUUUAGAGAUUCAAAGUUGAAAAACCUUAAUCUACUUAAAUAAACAUGAAGAUGAACAUUGUUUUGUGACUUCCAUUGGCAGAAACAUUUUAGAUGUUUCACAAAUCAUGCAUAGUUUGCUCCCCCACACCCCUUUGCUUGUGCCACAGGCGGGCAAUUACUUUAGUAAAAAUCCUCUCUGCAGGAACGCAAUCCAGACUCACGAAGAGUGUAUCAUCAGAGAUUUUACGCUACAAGAGCCUCAUUAAAAUGCUGUGUACUGCCUUUCACAAAAACCUCUUCUCAUGUUCAUUUCCAAGCAGAUUCCCAAUACAUUUAUUUGAAAAGGUCACACGUGAUAAAAAUCUAUUUAAACUUUUUCCCUUUUUUCUUCUUUAUUUUGUGUGUUAUUUUUUAACAGGAAUGGGUUUUUAAAGAUAUGGACUUCUUCUGGCAUAUUAAACAAUCAUUUCUUAUCGGCUUCACAGCUCAUUUAAUUAAUUUCCCUCUGCACAGUUAUUGAUAGCGCUUCCUGGGCAUAGUCUUAAGAUGUUACCCCCAACUAUUGGUUAAGAUAUACUUCUGAAUACCUUUCAAAUGUCACAUUCCUAACGUGUUCCGUUGGAUAAGAACAAAUGUAGCGGCUACAGCUGACAAAUACAUCUCGAUGACAUUUUAAAUAAGGAAUAUAUAUAAAAAAUCAAAAAAUGUGUUGUUAAUUCAUGAAAUAGCCAUAAAUUGGAAGAGUUUGAGAAAGUUUGGGAUAGCCCCACUGCAGUGCUGAGCAACAAUUCAAACCUUUGUUUUAAGUGAGAAUAUUAGCAAAGUAGAUGGGCCAGUUGGCUUGGUUCUGCGUAAAAAAAAAAACACAUUUCUGUAACUUUUAUUUUUUUAGUAAGUUAUAACUCGUAGAACAGAAGAAAUGUAAUACAUUCAAAACUUAAAAUUGGACAAUUCCAGCUUUAAUUUAGUUUGUUACUCCUCUUAAUGCAUCCUUCAACCAGACUCCAUUUUUGCAAAGCUCUUUCCCAGGUGGUGGCCACUUUAGGAGAAAAAGGGGGAUGUUUUAAUAUGUACUUCUGCCUUUUUAUGUUCCUUUAACUUCUGGCAGAUAAAGUUGGGAAUUGCUUUCUAAUCAAUAUAUUCUUGAACGUAUGUGAGUACAAAAGGGGGGUUGGGGGGUAAAUGGAAGAUAUGUUACCAUGUGAUCCACAUUGAAUCUCUCGUGCGUGCACAAGGAGACGUUAUAGGCAUCACUUGAGAAAGAUUCCUUUUCUCAUCAGCCAUUGUGAGUGACAGCGGCUUUAGUUACUAAAGCAGGAUCUGGCAAGGAAAUCGUGAAUUUUAGACCAUAACAGCCUAACUGAGUUAAUGAAUUUCUGCUAUUUUGCUAUUUGAUACCUCUUAACAUUUCAAAUGGAUUACUUUAAUUUUAGGGUUGUGUCUUUGGUUGUGGCCAGCCUGGAGUUGUUCUGAGAAAUUUUAAGUGAUCUACUAAUAAUGUAUGCAAUUAAACUGUAAUUUAGAGCAAGAACAAUAUAUCUUAUUUACACAGACUGAUUUCUAAACACAUUUAUUGUAGUUUAAAGACACAUUACUGGGAGUAUUAUUGCUGUGGAGCUCUGUAAUACACUCAGACACAUUACUGGGAGUAUUAUUGCUGUGGAGCUUUGUUAUACACACAGACACAUUACUGGGAGUAUUAUUGCUGUGGAGCUUUGUUAUACGCUCAGACACAUUACUGGGAGUAUUAUUGCUGUGGAGUUCUGUUAUACACUCAGACACAUUACUGGGAGUAUUAUUGCUGUGGAGCUCUGUUAUACACUCAGACACAUUAUUGGGAGUAUUAUUGCUGUGGAGCUUUGUUAUACACACAGACACAUUACUGGGAGUAUUAUUGCUGUGGAGCUCUGUUAUACACUCAGACACAUUACUGGGAGUAUUAUUGCUGUGGAGCUCUGUUAUACACUCAGACACAUUACUGGGAGUAUUAUUGCUGUGGAGCUCUGUUAUACACUCAGACACAUUACUGGGAGUAUUAUUGCUGUGGAGCUCUGUUAUACACUCAGACACAUUACUGGGAGUAUUAUUGCUGUGGAGCUCUGUUAUACACUCAGACACAUUACUGGGAGUAUUAUUGGUGGAGCUUUGUUAUACACACAGACACAUUAUUGGGAGUAUUAUUGCUGUGGAGCUUUGUUAUACACACAGACACAUUACUGGGAGUAUUAUUGCUGUGGAGCUCUGUUAUACACCCAGACCAACCAUAUGGAGCACUUAGAAAAGAGUGAAUUUAGGAUACAAGAGAGAUUUUGGCCCAAAAUAGAGAAACGUGGGAGGUAUGCUAUGUUGGUCUAAAUUAGCAAAAUCAGGAGUUUUUUUUUUUUGUUUUUUUUGUUUAAGGCGUAAACCCUUAAGCUUUCUUUAAUCAGACACUUUCCUCCUACUUUCUCUUGAAUGUCUUCUGUAAAUAGAAUGUUCCAGCCGAGGAAGUGGAUUGCAUGUAAUCCUUUGCCAAGCACCCCUUGUAAGCCAGCCUUGUAAAUUGAGUUAAUGAACGGCUAUUCUUGCUUGGUAUAUAAAGGUUAAAUGUUACCCUGUCACAAGCUAUUUUCUAAAAUACCACACUGAGAGAAAACCCAUAUGUACUGAUGUAAUCCUACACCCUUGCCAGUCCUAGUUUCACACUUUUAUUUCUUAGCAGUAAUGAAAAAGUUAAAGGGGGCAAGUUUACUUUAGUGUUAAAAAAAAAAAAGUCAGAUUCAAAUGAAGCCAAGAUCCACAAAGCUUAUUUUUUAAUCACACCAUGGUGAAUUUUUAUUGGUACGAGUCAGUCUUUCUAUUGCACCUUCUGCUGGACGCUACAUGAGACAUGAGACAUUAUCUCAGCACAGUGAAUGACACACCAUUCCCUCGCCCAUCCUCUACUGUAAGCAAGUAACAUGCAAACUAUUUCACCACUCAAUGCUAGUCAGAGAUUUUGUGUCCGAGUUUUCAUGAAUAUUAAGACCUUUUUCUUUGUAGAGGCACAAUCCACAGAUAGAACUCACAUUGUUGCAGUUUGAAGGAGUGUGAGUUCUUUGCGUGUAUUUAUCAUUUCUGACAUUUACGAAUCCAGGUUACUGGAUAUUUUUAUAAAGUACCAAUACAUUAGAAUUAGAUGUUGCCAUUCUAAACCUAUCCUAAGUAAACUAAUUGCUUUUAACAUCCAAGUAUGUUCAAUAGGCGCUUUAUUAUAGAACAGUUAUUGUAUGUCUACCCCUCUUUAUAAUAUUAGAAAAGAUAGUUCUGGUAGCGAAUAUUAUGUUCAAUGUUUUCAUAAUUCAGUUAUUGAGACCUUUCCUAUAAUAAUAAACAAGAUUCUUAAAGUGACAGAAAUGUAUCAGGUGGCUGUCUACAAAACGUUUUGUUCAUUUUGCUUCCAUAGCAUAUGGAUUAUUUUGCUCUUGACAACAUGCUAUUUACAGUGCCUGUAUAAUUCCAUCCACUGGGAUUCAUGUUAAUAUCUAUGGCCUAAAGGUUUUGGAGAAUGCCACACCUAGGGAGUUAUUGAUAAAUGGGAUAAUCGUGGAGAACUGAUGUGGCGAGUAGUCUCGUCACAGGUUCUUGGAGGGGCCUGCUUGCCAGCCUCCUGCCAAAAGACUAUGGGCCCUUUAAAAAAAUAUGUGAACAGACUUGGUUCGUGGUAUUUUAUAUUUGGUUCGGGAACCGAACAGGCGCACUAACCAGAGACCACUUGGGAGCUUGUUAAGCCUAAUAGACAGUUUGUAGCACUUUCCACCACAGUGUUCUAAGUGUUUGUCUGGGUGACCGCUAUUCACAAGAAUGACUACGAGGUGGUGGCCAUCUUGUUCCUGCGAACGCAGGUAGCGGUGUUUGGUCGUCGAGUUCAUGGAACUGUUUUCGGACAUUGAAACUCCUGAACACCGUUGUCUUCCAGGAUCACCUGCAUUCCGUUCUACACAACUUAGAAGGGCACUGUUCGGUGGAAACGUUCCCACGAACAAGGUAAAGGGUAAGACUCUUGAAUAUGUUUGUAAUUUGUUCGGUUUUUAAACUAUCGAACUAGACUGACCGCAAGCCCUGAUUCACUGGAACUGUUUUGGGCAGGAGCCUCGUGUGCGAUUGGUCAAAUUAUGACUUCCAUGGAAAUCCCAAACCCCUUUUGGAUAUGUUGGUCCCCCAGAUCGGGGAUAUAGGGGAUGAGGUCUUCCCACUGAGAGCUAGAUCUGGGUGAUGGUCCAGGGUGGGAAGGGAUGCGAGACCCCAGCCAAGCUGUGACGGCUAAGGGGGCUAUAGUGGGUAUGGUGUCUGGUGCGGUGCUUAUAGUAUUCAGUGAUACUAGGAAGCGCGAUUGGCGGAGGUACCCAGUCAAGGUGCCAGGCGACCCGCCACAACUGAGAAGGGAAUUAAUUUUAAAGCUAAAGUAACACAACUGGAAAAAUAGCUAGACUAGGAGAGUUAUUCUUAUCCAACUAUUUUAUCCUAAAAUGUUAAUGUUUUGAUUUAGCGAAUACAUCCCUGGCUGAGUGGGUCAAGAACUGGCUUACAGAAAGACAGGACAGGGCAGUAGCGUACAGGGGACAGGGGGUGGGGGCAGGAGGGGGAUCAGUGUAGAGCAUAUUAUAUCCUCUGCCCGGUCUGUCAAAGUGAACUCAUCCCAUGUUCUUUCCAAACACCUCUCGUGCUGAAUGCUAUGAGUCUCGGCAGAAGUGCAUGAAUUCUCCUUAUCUCAAUGCUGCUCAGCCACGCUGCAAUUAGGGUGGAAGAGUUAUACAAGGUGGAAGUGGACAGAGAUAUAAUGUGGAGCAAAAAGACAGAAAUAGUGAGGUGAAUAGGCAGAGAUUGGAGGUUACCAAACAAAUAAUAGGCGGUAGACAGACAGAAUGGGAGUGUUUGGGGUGGACAAACUGAAAAUGGAGGGAUGGAUAAACAGAAUGAGGGGUAAACCUUCAUUGAUCAGACUUAUCAUUAGAACCACUGACAGGUGAAGUGAGUAACAUUGAUUAUAAAAUUACAAUGGCACCUGUCAAGAAGUGGGAUAUAUUAGGCAGCAAGUGAAAAGUCAGGUCUUGAAUUGUAUGUGUUGGAAGCAAGAAAAAUGGGCAAGAAAAAAUAUCUGAAUGACUUUGACAAACGCCAAAUAUUGAUGGCUAGAAGACUGGGUCAGAGCAUGUCCAAAAUGGCAAGUCUUUUGGUGUGUUCCCGGUAUGCUGUAGUUUGUACCUAGCGAAAGGACAACCGGUGAACUGGCUCCCAAAACUCAUUGAUACCCGUGAGGAGUGAAGGCUACCCUGUCUGGUCCGAUCACACAGAGAGUUACUGUAGCUCUAAUUGCUGAAAAUCUUAAUGUUGGCCCCAUUACAAAGGUGUCAGAACACAGGGGGCAUAACAGUUUGCAGCAAAUGGGGCCGAGUAGUGCAGACAGGUCAGAGUGCCCAUGAUGUUCACCGCCGAAUGUUCCUUCAAUGGAGGUAUUUAAACUGGACCAUGGAGCAAUGGAAGAAGGUUGCCGGAUCUGAUAAAUAAUGGUUUCGUUCAUUAGGUAGAUGUGAUGCUGUAAACCUCAGGUCCUGGUAUUAAUGUGGAUAUUACUUUCACACAAACCAUCUACCUAGAGAUUGUUGCAGACCACGUACACCCUUCAUGACAAUGGUGUUCCCUGAUGACUGGGACCUCUUUCAGUAGGAUAAUGCGCCAUGCCACACUGCAAACAUUGUCCAGGAAUGGUUUGAAGAACAUGACAAAGAAUUCAAGAUUUCAAUCCGAUUGUUAUGCUUGAAAAAUAAAUCCGAUCCAGGGAGGCCUCACCUUGCAACUUGCAGGACAUAAAUGAUCUGCUGGAAAUGUCUUCAUGCCAGAUACCAGAGGACACGUUUUUGUGGAGUCUAUGCCUUAAUGCAUCAGAGUUUUGGCAGCAAAAGGAAGACCUACAAGGCAGGUUGGUUUUUUUUUGUGGCUUAUCAGUGUAUAGACAUAGGAAUGUGGACAGAGAGAAGGAGAUGUUUGGAGGAAGAACAGACAAAGAAUGGUGGAAGGACAGACUGAAAAAUGUGGGGGUUGGCAAACAAUGAGGAGGAGACAAUUUUGUGAACAUACAGAAAAUGGGGUUGUACAGACAGAAUGGGAGAUAUGGGGAUGGACAGAAUUAAAAAAGGGUAGUCAAACAGAGAAUAGCAGUGAACACACUAUGGGUGGGGAUUUGGACAGACAGAGAAUUGGCACAUUAGUAUAGCAGUUGUGUGUGGGUUUUUGAACAAAGCAUGGUGCUUGGCAUGUCAUGGGGGACUACGGGGCAAUGCACAAAUACGACUCAGGUGCCAAACACCCUAGGUGCACUAAACAUUGUGCGUACUUACGUUGAACAUUCCAUUACAAAAUAUUUCUGUACUCGAGCUGUACUUGCCUCUGAUCCUUGUGUUACAGGAAACAUUUGGCAGGUCAUAGCUCUCAGAGGUGCAAACGUUUAGGAGAGCAAAAGCCAACUAAAAAAAGUGACUCAGACAUAGAAUUUGAGAAGAAUUGCCAUAUUGUAGAGUUUAUUUCAUAUAACAUAGCAGAGCUUGAGGAUACACGUAUAAAAGUGUAACCUUUUUGAUAUGCAUUAUGUCAUUUUCAUUUAAACCUCUCUUUUGACUUCCAAAUAAUCCAAGUGUCAUUUUUGAAAACCUCAUUUUUGGGAUUUAGUACAGGACAAAUGUAAUGGAAUUUGUUUGCAACUUAUUAAGCCAUUAUGUCUCCUUGUGUUUACUGUGCUAAAUAAACAUGUUAAAAAUUAACCAUUAUUAUUAUAUAUUUUUAUAUCUAUUUAUUUCUAAUGUUUAAAAUGCCUACAACAUAGAAAUGUCUUUACAUAAUAUAAAUAUAAAAUCAGGACGGGAUUGGAGUGUGACUACAGUGAUAUUUUCCAUCACCAAUAAUGUGAGGGGAUAUACAGGUUUGAUAACCAGGCUGAACCGCCGGUGAAAAAAUGUAGUAUUUAAAGGGUUACUCCAAGCGUCAUAACCACUAUAGGCCACUGUCCUCUUUAGUGGUUAUGAUGCAAGGAGUAUCCUGCCCGGUUUCCUAGUAAUUCGAUAAACAGUUUAGUUUUCCCCCUUUACCUUGAGCCCCACAGGCUCUGAUACUCCCUGGUGAUCCUGUGAUGUGCUUCUGGCUUCUGCAGAGCGAUGGAUGCUGCAGAUGUUGCCAUCAUUGGCUGAAAGUGUCCACUGAAUGCUCUCCGCCGACUAAUGCAACUCCGCAAGUUCCAGACUAGCUGUUGACACGAGAGGGACACUGCCAGAGGUUAAGUUACACUUUUGGCAGCAGAGGGGUUAAAGUCCACAUGUGCAGUGUUUCAACGUGAAACGCUGCACAUACAGACUCCAGGGACCAUGAUCUCUUUGAAUCACUGAAGUGGUGAUAGUGCUUGGAGUAGUUCUCUAAUGAAGCUCACGCACUAUGCUUUUUGGAUAAUUUUUCUUUCUUGUCCAGAGAAGUACAGAACUAAGAGACAAAGAGACAAUUGUAUCACAUUGUGCCUGGACUUGUGCUGCAUAAAGCAGUGAGUUUUGUCUUUCUGUGCAGAAAAAAAAAGCUAUUUUAAUUAAGGGGUUUAAGGUAAUUCUAGACUCUGCUUCCCCAGGACAUCAAGAAUUUUCUACACUAUUAUUUAAACAUUCGUUGUAUACACAGACGUCUCACUGGCAGAAACACUUAACAACAAAGAACUUUUUAUUUUUUAAAGUUUAAUUUAGUUGAAAAUAAUUGCAUUUUUUUCUUUAAAGAAAAUGAGUAUUGAUAUUUUCAAGGGCUGUGAAGUUUUAAAACCAAAUGUAAUGGAUAUUGGCAGUGCUUUGUUGUACACAGGAAAAACAGUUUGUACCAGAAAAUAAACGGAACAUUUCUUAAAGGAACACUUAACAUCUAAAUCUAAUGAAGGGGGAAUAGUUAUAAAUAUAUUAAUAUAAAGUACAGUUUUUAUCAUACUUGCUAUCUGACCUAGAUCUUGAUGAGACCAAGCAUCUGCCCUAAAUUGUGUGUGACAGUCCUGAUUUAAGAACUUAUAUUUCACAUUUCUUAAAUGUCCUGUUUGUGUAAUGCAAUGGAAAAAAAUCAUAAAAAUUCUUUAAAAGUGCAAUGUGUGUAGCUCAUUAAAGAGGAAUUGUCACAUGUAGUGUGUAUAUAUGAACAAAAUGACAGCUAACUCAAAGUUAUCUGUGUGUAGAGAUGUCGCGAACCGUCUGCGAACUUCUCGCGAACGGUUCGCCACGAGCUGUUCGCGGCGAACUCCGUCCAGCUGACACGUCCCGGCCAAUCUCCAGCAGACCCUCCUACUUCCUGGACAGAAACAUGGAUGCUGUCCAGGAAGUAGGAGGGUCUGGGAGGGAGUGUCUGCUGGAGAUUGGCCGGGACGUGUCAGCUGACCGGAGUUCGCCGCGAACGGUUCGCGACAUCUCUAUCUAUGUGUUGUGCUAGUUUCUCAAAAACUUUCAGCAGUUUUUAAUUUUUUUAAUUUACAUGGCUUGUCUGGAUCCAAGCAUGCUAGUGUACCUUCAUUUUAGCAUUUUUUUCAUUUUUUGUGCUAGUGAGUUACCCAUUCAAAAUAGGCAAACCUUCUCCAUCAAGACCUAUGCUGUAUAUUUGAUGCAAUAAAUCAGGGAAUGCCCAAUGUUAGAUACUUGGCUGUUAGGAAACUACAAUUCCCAUGAUGCUUUGCCAGGCGUCAACUAUCUUGUGGCCAUCCUUACAUUAAAUGGAUCACUUAUGGUAAUGGGUUUAAUUGCAGCCGCCUCCCCAUCACGCACAGAUGUUUUUGUACUUUUUCCAUACUUGUACCAGACUCCUCUAUGUUGCGCUGUUCUUACUGUGAUAAUGAAAAGGUCAGUUUUAGUUUAUAAUACUAUGUUUUACAGGCAGUGCGGCCUGGGCAUUCUUAACAUUCCCGAACCAAUCACGAGUUUCCAUUGCAGAGUUGCACUUAGUAUCUCUUACUCUCGACAAACUGAGCUUCAUUCAGCACAGCCUGUAAUAUUAGGCCAGUAUGAAAUUCAACCUGUCUCUAGGGCCCAGAUUCUGAUCCAAAUACUGCUUUUUUAUUUCAAAACAAAGUUAAGAUCGCAAGACCCAUGAACAGACCUCAUUUAGAGCCAUUGGCAAUUUCUUCUGGUUUGAACAAAACAAACCAGGAGGAUAAAUGAUCAAAUUCCAGAAUUGGAGAGUUUGAUGUUGCAGAACUGAGAUCAUUAACUGAACAGUUCUGGGAAAGUUGACUAAGAUGUUUGAUCCUGAGAAUAAAUUGUUAUCAAUAUUCAGCCAAAUCUUAUUCUGUGUAACAACGCCAGGAUUCUAACGUGCUGGCAAUUUAACCGUUUGGAUCCUGGAAUGCACUGCAGUUGUGCAAUCAAACAUUACAUUCCUUUUGCUCACUAUUCAUUUGGCAUUGGAAGAAGGAAAACAUAUAUUGAAAAAAAAAUGGGUGACUAAAAUGGUCAUUUACAAAGGCGUGUGUUAGACUUCAAAUUUAUAUUGCUAGUAGGUGGUUGGUGGGGGUCGGGGGGAGCUUGUGUUUCAUAAUUACGUUUUUGAAAUGAUUGAAAAUAGAAAACACAUGUGACCAUCAUCCAAAAAUAAAACAUUAAGUGUAUCAAAGCAGGAUUCGAGAGAAAUCUUGCAAAGAAGGAGUGUGACGGAGAACUGUUUAAAGGGAAUCUAUAGUGCCAGGAAAACAACGUUUGUGCCCCUCUAUGUCAAGACCCCUCUGUGGUACAAAAGGGGUUAAAUAUCCCUUCUGUCACUUGCAUGAGUCCAGCGCCGAUGGCCCUCUGUGCUGGUUCAGGUUCUGCCUUCGCUGCUCCCACGCUCGCAUUAGUACUUCCAAAUAGGAUGGGUUUUCAAGUGACACUGGAUGUCCUCAUGCAUAAUAACCUGGAAGUCCCUCUAGUGGCUGUGGCAGUCUAGUGGCUAAUAUUAAAAACUGCAAUAAUCACCUUUGCAGGGUUAAGGGACCUGACAAUAUGUACCCAGACCAACGCAAUUAGAUGCAGUAUAGAUAGUCACAUGUAUGAACUGCCAAAUACACCAGUUUGUUUUUACACCAAACCAAGAACUCUUUCAGUUGCAAAUGAUAGUUACCAUCAGUAAAUCUUUUGGGGGAAAACAACUUUUGUUGGUGCCCGCUUUUGCUUAUUGAGCAAUUAAUGUUUCUAAAACCUCCUCCUAAUUCAAGCCGGUCAUUUGGAAAUGAUUAUCACAUGCAACAAAGUUUGACCUAAAAAAUUUUACAUUAUUUUUAAAGCGUACAUUGUAUGGCUUGUAAUUAUGCUCUAUGCGACCUUUUAUCAACCAUGGUAAUGGCGACCCAUUGUGUGUCUCGAUUAUACUCUCGUGUAGAAGUCUUAGCGUUGCGAGUUGAUAUUGUAUCUUUAAAAAAAUUAAUUUCUGGAAGCGAUUGCAGUCAUUGUUAAGUUAAUAAUAUACAUAACGUCACUAGUAAAUCAAGGCCAUUUGCACGACUCAUACAUUAAAGAAUAUACUUUUCCUACAAGUUGAUGAUUCACAGGAAGAUCAAAAUAUUCCGCAAUCUCCUUUUAGCUCUGAGAAUACUCAAUUUAAAGCCAUGAUUUUUAAUUGGCCCACAGCAUCCGUAUAAUUACUAACUCCUCUGCAAUAACAGUAAAACAAAUGGGCUAUAAUUUGAGUGCUAGGUUCAGUCAUGCUAUUCUUAGUAGAGAAUAUUUUAUGUAGUUUAUUUCAAUGCAAACAUUUUACAGCCAGUUGCGUUUCUGCAAACAAUUACAAAACACUCUUAAAUGUUCCUUUUUAAUAGUUAGUUUCUCCAUAUACAUAUUAUGUAUAUGGGGAAAUUAUUGCGGUUAAUGGGAAACUGUCUAAUUUUUGCACAACCAAAUAGCAAACACAAACUUAGCUUUUAUUGUGCUUUUAAAAAAGAAAAGCAUUUUAAAAUCGUUGUAUUUAUUAUUUUUUAAAUGCCAGGCGUGCCUGGCACAGGCAUCAGGAGGGUGUAUGCAUAUAUACAUCAUUAUGGGAGCAAUGCCUGAGCAUGUACGUGCUCGUACUGCACUUUACCAAGAGAUAACUGUGCACUUUCGGUUCCAGAGAGGUAUGUGUGGUUUAUAUUUGACUCCUCUGCUCUUCACAGCCUUCUGAAUGUUUUUGUAUUGUUUACUAGAGUGAGGAAUUGUGUAACGGUCAUUUUGCUGUCACAUUGUAUCAAUUCUAUGUGUCUCCCAUUAUAUGGACGAGUCCUGUCUCAGAAAACUCUUUGCUUAUUGCUUAUAAUGCCCAGUACAAAGGGACAGCUGUUUUUUUUGCUCCUGCACGACCCUGGUUUUUGGCUAACCCAGCUUGCAGAGGUUUGGGUCACUGAUUUUACAUAAUAAAGAUAAUGAACAAGUAGAGAACAUUAUGCUUGUUCUUUCUGUUAGAUGGGCGUUUAAUUAAUAUUAUAAUUUACUUAAUGUCUAAACACCAGUUUGAGUUUAUUCUGUUUGCUGAAUUGUACAAUGUAGUAUUUUUGGAAACUGACAGAUUUUGUUAGGAGCAAGCUUGAGCAAUGAAACAAUCUGUUUCUGCCGUCUCCGUCUGCCACCUGUUACAGUGACCGCAUUACUGAUUUUAUCAGGGAAGCUCAUAAAUAAUGCCUGCACCAGGGCUGUACGCGGUAAUGUUUAGACCACUGUCCUUGUAUUACUCAGUGCAUGCCUGAUUGGUUGUGGUUACAUUGGAGUGUGGUUAUACAUAAGGUAAAUGUACCUUAGCAUACGGUAAUGGCCUGCACAAACCAAUGGUCAGCACACCCUAUGGACAGCAGGAUGCCCUUUACCUCUCCAUUCGUCCCCAACAAAUGUUAGCAAUGUAAAUUUUCUUCUACAGCAGCAUUUAGUCUUUCUACUUUGAGCAGAGGGACUGCAAAUUCCAAAUGACUUGUACAUUCAGCAGAGGCACUACAAAUGCUUCCUGUUCUCUCCAUCCACUCUGUACAGGAGGCUAUGUGGCUCAAACGGUUAUGUAGGUCUACAUUCUAGAUGCAUGGAGGAAAGGAACUAUGUGAGUGCACAAGAGUCCUAUAGACAUUCUUUAUAGUGAAGCUGCAAGGUUUCAGCAAUGAUGCCUUCAUACAUUCCUUUUUUUUUUUAUUUUAUUUUUUUUUUAUAAACAGUACAAUGUUUAACAUGCCAAGAAGGCCCUUGCAAAUACCCAUACCCAGGAAUAUGUGACAAUUUUUAAAUAUCUGUUACUAUCACACCUAGUGACAAAACUUCAAUUCCUGCUUCUAGUGUUUUACAGAUGUAUGAAAUAUUGUGAAAUAAGAAAUACGGUGUAAUCAAUCAGUUUUUAUAACAUCCCUAAUAAGUCUAUAAAGGAUAAACAAAUUAAAGAAAAGUUUUUGUUUAAGGGGUUAUUUUCAGUAAUUAUUUUAAAUUUCUUUGUGACCUAAUGAUUUUUCAUUUCUUUAUUCCUUUAUGACCCAUAGGUAAUAUUGUUCUUGCCCCAGAUGUUAUACAGGUCACCAGUUCUACAAACCACAAACCCACACAUGGUAUUUUGUGUGUGAGUCAAGUAAAAGCUCAUUUAGGGACCUGCCUUUACAUGCUCACAGGAGGCUAUGUGUAAUCUCAUAAUAUUGUAUUUUAACAGCUUUUACAUAAAACACUUUAAAGGGACAUUCCAAGCAACACAUCCGCCAUAGCUUAGUUCUGUGCCUUUGAUUUUUGUCAAGUCGUUUUCAUGCUAAACCCAGGUGAUUCCAACACUAAAGGGGCACUCGAAGCACCAUUCACCGAAAUUCGGAAUUGCCACCAAACUGGGCUAAGGCUUCUCAUCUGAGUCGCAAUUAUUUGAUAAAGUUUUAUAGUCUUAUAGUGUUUAUAUUUCUUAAUUUUUUUUUUUUUAAAUCUUUUAUCCUCAUCUAAUCAUAUUUCUGAUAUGAAUUCUAGAACAAAGCAGUUUAAAUGUGUUAUCGGGGGGGUUAUUUUAAUAAAUAAUAACAAUACAGUAGUAGAUGGUAACUAAAUAUUUAUUUACCCCCCAAAAUUACUCGGUUGGUCAGAUUGACAACUCACUGUUUUGUGAAUAAAUCACUUUGUGAGCGACUGGGAUGCUAAAAGCAGGCCAGCUUAAAACAGGUGUUGAAAAAAAAAAAAUAUUUCAGAAAAAUAUUACAAUGUCUGUGAUUAUUAAUUGCUGACUACUGGUGCUACAGUAAUCUGUUUAAGCAUGCACAUGGCUGCUAUCUGUGUGGGAGAGAUAAGCUUGCCCUCGUGAACUGGCUGUAAAUGGCGCUAACAUGAUAUCACAGCGCAGGUCGCUCAAACCGCCCACUCUCUGGCUAAGGGCUCAGCUGUUCGUGUAAAUUGUACCUCAGAGAUCCGCACAUUAGAAUGCUGUUGCUUAGUGUCUGAUUUAAUGGGAGCUACACUUCUCAAUUGUGCAUUCCACCAGUUGUGCAAUUAAGCUAUAAGCGUUUAUUCCCAAGAUAUAAUUACUGGCCCUGCUUUAAACUUUUAUAAGGGUAGUAAUAAAAGUCUAGUAAGUGAGAUUUGACAUAUAUGGAGAUGGCUUGUGUCUUAAACCCCAGAAAAAUAAAAUCUACUACCAUUCGUGUACGGCUACACUUUAAUUUUUCUUAACCGCAUCUUUUUGUUCAUCACGGCAGUCUAUGUUGGAGCUCUGUGAAAUAAUUAUAAUAAUGUAUUACUUUAUUAGAAUGUUUGUUGGCUGCCAAGCUCUGUGCUGUCUGCUAAAUGAAUAUGUACUAAAGAAUAACACUAUAGAUGUUAAAGGAGCACUAUAGGGGUAGGAACACAAACAUGUAUUCCUGACCCUAUAGUGUUAAAACCACCAUCUAGCCCCCCUGGACCCCUCUUGCCUCCCUAAAUAUAGUAAAAUCUUACUUGUAUUCAAGUCUGCAGCUCCUGGCUCUGCCCCUGUUUGCCUGUGAACUGCCUCUGUCUGCUGACAUCAUCAGAAGUAGUAAUCUGAGCCAAUCACAGUGCUUCCCCAUAGGAUUGGCUGAGACUGUCAAGGAGGCAGAUCAGGGCAGAGCCAGCACAAGUCAAACGUAGCCCUGGCCAAUCAGUAUCUCCUCAUAGAGAUGCAUUAAAUCAAUGCAUCUCUAUGAGGAAAGUUCAGUGCCUGCAUUCAGAGGGUGGAGAUAGCGCUGUAUCUUUAACGAGGCUAACAAGGCAUUUGCCACCCCCAAGCGCCCUGGCAUGUGCCCUAUGAGCCUCUCUUGAGGGGGACCCAAGAGCUGGCCAGCUGGCCACUUCAGGGUUUCCCCAGAGGCGUUUAAGCCUCUCACAAUGCGGGCGGCGAGGGAGCACUGUCACCUGAGCUCUUCCUGCUCGGCUCCCUUGCGCGCCUCGCAGUGAUGAUGGGAGCCGGAAUAUGAUGUCAUAUACCGGCUCCCAGUAGCACUGCGAGGCGCGUAAGGGAGCUGAGCAGGAAGAGCUCAGAUGACAAUGCUCCCUCGCCUCCCGCAUUGGCUGACUGGCCGCUGGCCCAUUUACCCGUGCCCGCCUGCUGCCUGUGCCUUCAUGCCUACUCGCCCAGCAGCAGGAGCCAGCCCCACUGGACCCCAUUGAAGAAUCCACUCCAGCUCUGUGUUAGACAAUGUUUGUAAGUAUCAGGGUGUCUGUCAGUGAAUGUGUGUGUGUGUGUGUGUGCGCCUGCCAGUGAAUGUGUAUCUGUUAGUGAGUGUAUGUGUCUGUCAAUGUAUAUCUGUGAGAGUGCGUCUGUUAAUAAAUGAGUGUGUGUCUGUCAGUGAAUGUGUGUAUCUGUUAGUGAGUGUAUGUGUGUUUGUCUGUGUCUGUCACUGUAUCUGUUAGUGAAUGUCUGUUUAUGUGAGUGAGUGUGUAUUUGUUAGUUAGUGCAUGUGUCUGUCAGUGUGUGUCUGUUAGUGAGUGAAUGUGUGUGUCUGUCAGUGAAUUGUGUCACUGAAUGUAUGUCAGUGUGUGUCUGUCAGUCAAACUGCGUGUUGGUCCUAAACAGGAAAAUAUGCAAAUUUAGAUUGUGGGGGGCUCUGUCAUGCCUAGGGCAGCACAAAUUUAAAAUACAGCACUGGGUGGAGACACUGAAUGGCAGUGCUGCACACUAGGCAGGACUACCCCCAGGAAGCAUCUCGAGCAGCCAUCUCAGGAGUGGCCAGUGGAGGUAUCCCUAGGCUGUAAUGUAAACACUGCAUUUUCUCUGUUAAGACCGUGUUUACAGCAAAAAGCCUGAAGGGAAUGAUAAUACUCACCAGAACAAAUACAAUAAGCUGUAUUCUGGCGACUAUAGUGUCCCUUUAAGUAGGCUAAAUAUCACUGGAAAUGUGGAUCGUGAACUUGUGUAGUACUGAAGUUAUCCAUAAUAGGCCUGAAAGGUUACUCCAGGCACAAUGACCACUUCAGUUAUUUGAAAUGGUCAUGGUGCCAGGAGUUUGUAUGUGCAGCGUUUCUCUUUGAAAAGCUGCACAUAAUGGGUUGCUUCCUCCAUCCCAGGCAGCAUCACUGGGGUGUCCUCAGCAAUCCCAGAACUAGUUCAUUUUGUUGAACAACCUCUAAUUCAUUGUCUAAGAGCGGGUCGGUUGACAAUCUCGGCCAAUGAAUGAGUGGCAGGAUUGUCAUCCUGCUGGGCUGUAGUUGUUGUUUUUUUGUUUGUUUUUUGACAAUCAGAGUUUUAUUGGGUUUUCGAAAGAAUGUAAGACAAAAAAAAUCACAAAGUACCUAGAAUUAGAGAGCGUAACAUUGACAUCUGAGCAGACACAUGUGGCUCUUUUGUAAGUACAUUUAAGCAAAGUAGGGACUGCUCAUUAGCAAUGUCAAGAUGGAAAUGGUGCUAAGCAUCGGAACGACUGAUGUAUUUCCCUUCUAAAAAGGGAGGAGAGGUGAGACCUCAUACAUCUGGGUACUCUAUGCAGAUCCGGGAUUACCAGAGAUCAUUGCCGGCCAACGUGAGCCAAAAUAACCAAUGGAUAGUGAGUUCCAAGAGUACAGAGUGGGCUAUAGUUGUUAUGGUGGUUGGAGUCAACCUUUAAACAUUGAGCCUAUAGAAGUGAAAUCAUGACAGAUAUGGGAUCUGGGAGAGAGGGAUAUGUAUAUUGGAGACACAGAUAUUAAACUACCCUGUGCAUCAUGAUUUUUGGAGAAAAUUACACCCACAUAGCUAUGACAGAUGGUCCUUUGUUUCACUAACCACAACACAUUUUAAUUAUAGUUUUCCUUAAAUAGAGUAAAAUUCGAAUGUGUCUGUCAACAAAAUUACUUUCUAAUAUAUAUGUAAACAUUUUACAUUAUUAUAACUCUUAUUCUUUUCAUUGUUUCAAAUAGGACUUGGCCACUACUGGACUCACCACAGAAGUUAAGAAUAUUGAAGAAUAA